This is a messenger RNA of Podarcis lilfordi (Lilford's wall lizard), 45528 nucleotides long. The record is from the annotation of a GenBank genome assembly. Lineage: Eukaryota; Metazoa; Chordata; Lepidosauria; Squamata; Lacertidae.
AGCCGGCGAGAUAAACAAAAGCACAUGAGCAGUUCUCGAAGCCAAUCCCGGAACGAGAAGGUUUGUGAGGCAACCAAUGGAACGUAAGGAUUCGAACGGGGCCGGAUUGUCCGCGGCGGAGGCGGCUUGUCUUCCGAGCUUCGGCGGGGAGCUGCUCGUCAGUCUGUCGCUCGCCCGAGCUGCGAGCUGCGCUGGGGGGCGGGUGCUGCUUAGGCUGAGGGGAGCUUUGAAAAAGCCCUUUAAAUAGGGGUGGUCGUUUUGAGGGGGGCGGGUGGGAAAAGGAUAGGCAAAAAGAGCAAAAAGAUAAAGCGAGAUAGAGGCGCUGCUCAUCCCUUUAUGGCGCCAGCCUGCUCACUUUUAGGAAUGGGCUUACAAUAAAUUGGGCUUAAAUAUAUAUAUAUAUAUACUCCAGACAGAUAUUCCUUGUUUUUAAAAAAAGGGAAGAGCUUUUAUUUAUUGAACUGCCUUCCCAUCCCAGCGUUAUAUUUUCAUAGGGGUUAAUAAAAGAUUGGUUUUGUUUUUGGUUUUUUUUUUGUUAUUUCUUAAAAGAAGAUUUUAUUUUAUUUUUCUUAAAUAAGGCAGCUGGCAGUUGUCGCAAAGUGAAGGGUGGGUCGAAAGGGGUGCAGACAUGUCUCUGAAAGUCACCUUGUACGAGUUGGCGGACAUCUCCAUAGGGACUCCAGAGGUUGGCCAUGUCAAUUUCAAUGCCCUCCACACCCUCCUCCAUGCCAUCCUCAGGUAUCUCAAAAUCCAGGAUGCCAUGGCGGAGGUCAAAGUGGAUCGGGGCCCGCCAUCCAAGCCAGACAUGCCGGAGGCUAUUGAGACGGGGGUUGGGGAGAUACUGUCCGAUGAAGAGUUACUGAAGGGCAAGGAUGGCAGGGCAGGCAAGGAGGGCCGGGAAGGCAGGGCAGGCAGGGCAGGCAAGGAAGGCAAGGAAGGCUUGGAGGGCAAGGAAGGCAAGGAAGGCAAGGAAGGCCUGGAGGGCAAGGAAGGCAAAGAAGGCCUGGAGGGCAAGGAAGGCAAAGAAGGCAGGCCCAGGAAGGAAAAGGGGGUUUCAGACAAAGACAUAGAAUCUCGCCUUGACGACUUGGAAAAUAAAAUGUUUGCGCUGCAGGCUAACCUCCAAGGGAUGGCAAAUCAGGUGCAAGGGGUAGAAGAUCAGGUCCAAGGAAUGCAAGAUCAAGUUCAGGGAGUCCAGGGGAAAGUGCAGGGGUUGGGAAAGCGGGUCAAAGGGUUUGAACAGCAAAUGUCUGGCCUAGAGAAGCUGCCUUCUGGUACCGACUUGAUGGAUAAAGCCAGGAGUGGCUCUGUGGCCGAUCUAUGGCAAGCGAUGCAGUUGCAGAAGAAAGUUGAAGCCAACGAAGAGGGCAUCAACAAGGUAUGUGAACGAUUAAAAACACACACCCAGAUUGUUGAAAUUUCAGGGGCAUGCAAAGGUUACAUUGGAAUUGAGUGCCCUUUAUAACGAUUGCGAACAAUAUUAAUUUUAGACUAGUUUUUGAAGGAGGCAUGAUGGUCAUGAGGAUUGUUUUGGUUUGGUUUUUUUUUCCUUUAAAGGCCUAGCUCGCUGCAGGGAUACAGUACAGCAAGCUGUCAAUCAUUCCUCUCUGAAAGUUCCACCCCACCCCAAAGAUGUUUAACUGUCAACUUGUGUUGGAGUGAAGAGACAAAGAGAACUAUAAUGCAUUGUUAUGUUGUGUUGGCAAACACCAUAAUCUGCUGCACCGUGAUUCUAGAUCUUUUGUGCAGAUCUCUGCAGUACCUGAAGCUUCACACGUAUUCCUCCUUGGAGGUGAUGCCUCCUGGAAUAAUGAACAGAAGCAUAAAUAAAUGUUUCCCCAUGGAAUCAUUUAGUAGCCCUUAAGAAAAUGCAUCAAAUAUGCACUUGGUAUUUACAUCUAGGUACCUUGUCAAUACAAGCUUCACCUCCAAAUUUCCAGAAUUAGUAUUACCGGUAAUUCCUGUUUUACGUUUUUGACUUAAGAGUUUGAAUACUCUUUCAAGCAACUGAUUAUUCAAAUGUUGGGUCAUACAUUUCAAAAACAGUUCAUGCCAAAGCUUUCGUUACUUGUAGUGCUUCGUAAAGUCAUUGGCAACAGAGAAAUCAUUUGCUAAAGUUCUGAGAAAUCCAGAGGAUUUGCUAAGUUACACCAGACAGGCAUUGAUUUACCUGUCAAAGGAGCACUGGGACUGGCUAAAGUGGAAAGCUGGAUGGAUGCCAGUAACACUGUGUGCCCCCACUCUCUGCCCUGAACAUUUUCCCCUGCAUUAGAAUUGGUGAACCAAAGGCAGCACAGUUUGUGAACUGUGAGGUAUGCUAUGCCAAGAUUGGCUCCCAGCAGAGCUAAGCUUUGCAACAGGCAACUGCAGGAGCAGUUGAAAUAUCUUGCAUUCCUUAAGUUUCCGUUAGUUCUAGAUGCUCCAGUGAGCUGGACAUGUAGAGACUCAUCUCUUGCUAUUUAGAAGCUGGCUUAUUCUGGCUUGUGCUGAGACCCUAGCUGGGUGCGCAGGAGUCCGUUGCCUGUAUUCCGUGCAUAGGAAUAACAUUAAAUAGAGCAGAGACAUGGAAUAUUUUUCAGCCUGAGGGCCACAUUCCUAUCUGGGCAGUCUUCCAGGAGCCACAUGCCACUAGUGGGUGGGACCAGUCGAGAACAAAAUGUUGGUGGAACAAUUACAAUGGUACCUCGGGUUACAUACGCUUCAGGUUACAUAUGCUUCAGGUUACAGACUCCACUAACCCAGAAAUAUUACCUCGGGUUAAGAACUUUGCUUCAGGAUGAGAACAGAAAUCGCACAACGGUGGCACGGAGGCCGCAGGAGGCCCCAUUAGCUAAAGUGGUGCUUCAGGUUAAGAACAGUUUCAGGUUAAGAACAGACCUCCAGAACAAAUUAAGUUCUUAACCCAAGGUACUACUGUAAUGUAAAUCCUAUCUUUGUACAGUAGACUAGUUUCUACACAUGCUCCCACACUCUUCUCUAUCCUCUCUAUCCAGGCAAGCAAGAGGCAUUAUCAGAGUUCAAGGACCAGCGAGGCAAAAACAGUCAAGGAAGGAGCACAGCAGGGGCAGGGAGGGCUGGGGCCUAGGGAGAAAGGGUGUGGCAAGGAGAGAGUCCUGAGGACCAGACAGGGAAUUCUAGAAGGCCACAUUUGGUCCCUGAGCCUGAGCUUUUCCACCUCUGUGGCAGAGUGAGGGAGCUGUUGGGGGCAGUAACGACACCCCCCAGUCCUGCCAUGCAGUCUGCCCUGUGCCCCCUAAGCUAACCUGCUGCUCUCAGGAUGCUGCUGCUGUCUCUGUCAACCAGCACUGGAGUAAGUUUCAGCCGCCAGUUGAAUGGCCUUUUGUAUGUGGAAAAGGGGAGCACCAUCUUCUCCCUCACCUCAGGCAACAAAAUGUCUUGGCCUGGCUUUGGCCUGUUAGUUCUAGCCAUCUCUUGAUGCACACCAGGAUGUUUUAAAUCAGGCAGCCUUCCAGUUAGUUAGGUCUGGUUAUCGUCUGUAUAGUGCUGAUAACAAAUUAAUAUGAAUGCAGUUUUGGUAGGAGACGUGGUAUGUUUGUGUGUGAUGAGCUCCAAUCCCCGCUGGGAGCACUGAAGGCUCCACUUUCCAUUUUUGCCACCUGGGAAUGAAUUCCAGUCCUUCUGGACACAGGCAUACACUCAUAUACAGACAUUUGAGAGUGAGUGAGGUGGUUUCCAUCUCUACUAUCCACCACUAUGGGGCCUUCUGAGGACCAUCUUGCCCUGAAGGGAGGAGAGACUAAAGACAAACUGGCCUGGAGGGCUGCCUACAACCCAGUUCCCAGUAUUGGAGUUGAGGUGACCUCUCCCUCCCUCAACCGCCACCCUACUCAAAGAACCUCUUUACCUGUGGGAAGGGGAGAUGUAGUUUUCAAAAAAUAUCCCUCUUGUAGAUUAUCUUGGCUGGCUUAUUCUAUAGAUUUAAUUGUUGCCUCUUGUUUUAAGAUUUUAAUGUAAACUGCUUUGUGAGAGUCAACUGAAAAGUGGUAUAUUAAAUUGAAUUAAUCAGUGUAUAUAAUAUUUAUCAGAUUUCUAUGUUUCAUUAGAUAAGAGGAACAGGCGCAUUUUGCAGUAUAGAGUCCCCCCAGACAACAUGCCUCUACUAGUCUAUGAGGGGAGCUAUAGCAAUAAGUAUACGCUCAUAAGUAUUCCAGAUUCAGAGUGGAUAGUGAUGACGGGGCAAGCUCUGUGUGAAACCGCCUAUGAGUUAAUGAGCAGCAAAUUGUUAUGUCCAGUCGCAUCUGGCAAAGGCCUGGGACAAGUCUAUACUUGAAUUCUUAGUGAGAUAGCUGCUGUUCUGAUUUUCAACUAACCUCCUGGUGUCUAGUGCAUUGAAGAGGGUGGUAGGAAAUGUAAUCAUUUAGUGAAUUUGAACUACUAUUUCCUGGUUUCCUAUUUGGGGAGGCUUCCACAACAAAGCAAGACAGAGACUUGAUUAUUUCCUUUAGUAGAUGAUUCAUUGCCUAGGCCUUAUCAGAUUAGUCAAGACAACCAAUACCAAGACAGAAAAACUCCUCACCGUGGACAUGUGUGUGAAUGAACUUGAAGGACAUUAAUGACAGCACAUAUUGCAAGCACAUUUUAUGGUUGGUUUGUUUUUGUAGCCAGCAGGAGAACUAGAAACUUACUUUGAGAAUGUUGCCUUUAUUCUGUUCAUGUCCUGGUGAGCAAGCUAGCUGACUAUCCCCCCCCCCAUCCACAUAAUCCUACUGGAAUCUUAAGACUGCUCUGCUGGGUUUUCUUCUGGCUCCAAACCAACUUUCUAAGAAUUACUAUGCAUCUCCUGUGGUGCAACUGAAAGCUAUGCUGUUUUCCUUAUGUACAUGGAAGUACAUAGGGAAUAGCUAAAUUUGACUCUUCAUAACACCAGAAUCAAGAGGAGCAUACAACUUGAGGCAGGUAAACUAUUUAGGGAGGAAGCAGGGUUGAAGAAAACCAGUAUCUUUAUUCCGCAACCACCACAUCAUCCCUAUGAGGCUAAUAAGCUGUUUAAGGGAAGUGUAGCAGUCCUGCUGGAAAGCUGUCCUGGUUCUAGGUUUUAUUUUUGGAAGGGCUUGGGCAAGAUCUCUGACGGCACCCACUUCCUGCUUACCACUGCCCAUUCACUUGUCUCUUCCUCUGGACCUAAUCUGCACCACUUCCCAGAGGGACAAGAGAAAGCUUGUGGAAGUUACUGCUCCUUCUCCUUACUUUACUCAUUUGGAGAGCAAGGCUGAAUGGGCAGUAGUGGUCAGGACCAGAAGGCUCCAGAGUAUAGUCAGAUGUCUAAUGCCAAUCCCCUAUGUUAAUCCUGGAGUACAGAUCUAGUCAGGGUGUUUGUGUGCAAAUCUGAAGGUGCUGGGAUAGGAUCUGACAAGUGUUAUAGAUGUUGGUUCGCAAGCCCCCCCUCCACAGAGGCUGGCCCCUCUCACUGUCCUCGGAGCUUGCAUACCGGUAACCUCCUCUGGCUGACAUCCAGACAGACCAGGGAGAUUUUGAUAGGCGACAUUUUCCCAAGCGUGGGUAAAUGCACACCCCCUCCCUCCUGCUUCUUCCCUAGCAGGGAAAGGAGACAAGUCAGAAACGUCUUUUACAUUCUUUUAUUUCUGACUACAGCACUAGAGAAAAACAUGUCCUUUCAGUUCAGUUCUUCUAGCAAGUCUGACAAACUUCCUGCACAUGCGCAAACGGAAGGUUUCAAAUUACACUCUUCACAGAGCUCUGAGAAGCCUGUGAACUUCCUGGGAAAUUCUUUCCCACAGAUACAAGCUGGCUGUUUGCAGCUGCGAUGUUCUCAUAUACUGACAUCCUCCCCCAUAUGAAUCAUCGUUAGCUGCAGACAAAGCUUGAUCCAGAGAAGAAAACAAACAGUUGUUAUACAUAUAACAAUCCCCUGUUGUUUCAGUUCCACCCUUGGAACUACCCGCCACUGGUUUCACCAAUGUAACUCUCUGGUUGUCUGUUUUCCAAGGAAUGAGUGCUUCUGCAUUACCUUGGUUAGGGAAUGUUGUGUUACGCUUAGCAACUCCCUGUUGUGUCUUUGUCUCUGACUUAGACAUACCCUUAACCUGGCUUUUGUUGUCAACAAUAGUAAUACAUGCAACAGCUGAACUAGCAAACUCUUGAGAAUACCUCUUGGGGGGUACGCCCUUUGUGAUUCUCUCAGACCUGCGUAUGAGGUGCUGAUCCUCUCUGCUGACUGGUUCAUCCUCUGGGCUCCUUGGAGAACUUCCUGUACAUGCGCAAACGGAAGGUUUCAAAUUACACUCUUCACAGAGCUCUGAGAAGCCUGUGAACUUCCUGGGAAAUUCUUUCCCACAGAUAGCCGCAUCUUGUGAUGUCAACAAGCUGGCUGUUUGCAGCUGCGAUGUUCUCAUAUACUGACAAUAGAUAGGGUUGCCAUAUUUCAAAAAGUAAGAAGCAGGUCCCCCAGAAAGUUGUUUUUCUAGAAAAAUGCCAAAGAAACGCAAUCUUUUUUUAAUGACUUGCCAGAACAAAGCGUCGCCUUUCAGAAAUCCCCCGGAUGUCAAUUCCGCCUUUUAAAUCCCAGAUGUAUGGCAGCCCUAUUUUAGACGCCUAACGUGUUCCUGUGCAUCAGCACUCUUUCAAAGGCAAUAAUAUCUGAAUUUCAAGAUAAAGAGUUUGUACCUGCUUGAAGAUAGUUGACUUUCUUAUACUGAUGUUUAGAAAAAUAUUGUUGCCUCUGCAGAAAAGUGAAUGGUUAAAACAUAUUGGGCAUUAAAAAAUUGUUGGAGGUCCCCCUUGCCCUUGCUCAAUAUGUUCUAUCCUACCACCUUGCAGUAGGUGGUGGGCUUUUGGGGGGCUAUAUUGAUUCUGUUCCCUCUUUCCUCUCUUGGAUGUAGUUUAUCCUGGGGAAACAGCUCCUCUCCAGCGUAGGCUACUUAGAGUAAAGUAGGAAUGGGCUCUGUAAGACCUGAAAAUAGGUUUCCUAUGUUUUCUGUCUUUGGCAGUCAGAGACAUUAGGAAACACAUGGUAGCUUCUUGUCAGUUGGAAAUUAUAUUUAGGCUGAUAUUUAGAGGAGUCCAUGCAUUCAAUCCUUUCACUGAUAUUGCAUCUCUUUUUGUAUUCUAGGCCAUAUCCUUGUUGCAGGAUGUAAUAGAUGAGGCUGGGAAAAUGAAGGCAGCCACAGCCAAUUUAGAGGAUGAAGUACAAAAAAUCAAGGAUCACUUAGCAUUGGUAAACUAGACCACACCUUAUUUCCUUCUAUUUAACCACUUUUCCUGUUGGGUCCACCUAACCCCUCAGAGUUCAGGAGGAAAGCAACACUGAGAGGAUGAGAGGUUCAGCAGUCUGACCCACAUGUUCAAUGUGUUUGUCAAAGUGGAACUUUGCUCCCAUUUUGAUAUAUGUUUGGGGAGACCUACUGUUAAAGAAAUGGGCUGAUUGUCAUUGUGUAUUAUUUGCCCCAGGCCUAGCCAUAGGUCUGGAAGUGUUGGAAGAAGCCGUUCUCAGCCUUGGCAAUCCAAAACUCAACCUGGCAUAUUCAUAGAAGGCACUGGGAUGCUAUGCUUAAUACUGUGUAUUUUUGAGCAAUAUUGAAUACCCAGAUACAUCCCCAGAGGCUAUCCCAUGAGAGCAAUUCAGGUUUCUGGGCUGUGCUUUUGUUUCUUUGUUCUCUUGGAAACGUGAUGUUUGCUCCUGUCCCCAAAGGCUUGUUGGGAGGGAAAAUGGCCCCCUGCGCUAUGCAUUUGCUGUGAACUGGGCAUGCAUAAAGGUGCUUGAGUUUUAUUUUCCCUGCAAGGCUUUUCCCCAGGUGCUCACCUCUUGUAUUCUAAAAGUGUGGGGAAAACAAGCUCACUUUUGCAGUGCUCCUUUUACAACAUUAGAACAUGUUUGCACUCAUACAUUAUUCCUGAGCAGCCUGGGGAAAUCCUAAAUUAUCUUUUCCUUCCUUUCGCAGUUGGACCCCCAUGCAUUUGACGAUCGACUGAAGACUUGCUUAAGUGAUCAGAUAAGUUUGGAUAAUGAAGUGGUAUGUUCCCACACAGCUCCUCUACAGAACACCAGUCUCCAUGCAGAUAGCAACCUCUCCCUGCUGUGUGCUAGUUUUGCAGAGGACCAGAUGUAAAUUCAGUGACCUAUCAGAUUGCCAUGGUCAAUAGGCAUUGGCAAAUUCCGUCCACACUGGUCCCAAGCCUACUUCCCCACCCUGCCUGUUCCAGCACAUCUGCAGUGUCAGACUAGCAUACAGUGUUCAAUUUGUCCAUCAAGGGGAACCCAGCCACUCGCUGGCACAUGAUUUGUUCAUUUUCUGUACUCCCAGCUUUGUGCUAAUGUAUCAGAUUCAUAGCAUCAGAAGCUGCCUUGAAGAUGUACCCUCACUGGUUAGUUCAAGCAGCACCUGCUAAUCCCCAUGUGUGUGUGUGUUGCAACAUUCAGCACCUUCCCAUCCCCGCCCUGUUGACACUUCUCCAAAAAGGGUUGUCCCAUAGUUUGAUGUACCCACUAGCUCUUCGCUGAUAUGUAUCCUAGUCAUCUGAUACCUCUCCACAGCCAGGGUUCCUAAUGAAGAAUAAAUGAAGGUGGCUGCAAUGGCCUCUUCCAUACUAUUCAUGGGGAAUAAAGUGUGACCUCUUUAAUGUUUUUGUUUGUCUGUAGAAAGACUUAGAGAAGAGGCUGAGCCAGUUUCCUUCCCCAGAGGAGAUGAACAAUAUGGUGCGGUGGGACGUUCUAGAGGAUGUCCUUGUGAAAGGGAAGAGGAGCCCAUCUCCUGUGAGUAUGAUUUGUGUAGCAAAAUGAAGAUUGGAGGAUAAAAGGUUUGCACAUGAACGUUUUCUUCAUGAAAAAUACCAAGACAAUGCAUGCAUCCUUUAUAUGUUGAAUCUCACAUCCUAUUUAUCCCCUUCACUUAGACCUAUAUUAUUGUGUACAAAAAGAGUUUUCUACGUACAGUCUGUGCACCAUGAAGCACAUUUCUUCAUCAUCUUAUGGCCAGUUCCAGGGGUGGGGGUAACAUUUAUUUUGUGCUAAUUUUCAGUGGCCUCUGAUCAGCCCAAUGUGGGGCUUCGUUUUCUGCCUUUUGUAUUUAAUAAGCAUGCAACAAAGUUGAUGACAAGCUAGUGUAUGGCUCACAUAGAUUGUUGUGGACCUUUCCAUUCACCUCCACUGCUUGCCAUCUGUCUGGUCACUAUCUUGGCAGAUGCUGGAUGAAGAUACUACUGUACAGGGCUUUAUUUGUUCUGCCAGGACUCAGCCACAGCAUCCGCCAGCAGCUCAGCUACAGUUUCAAGCCCAGAAUACAAAAAGUAAAGCUAAAUGAAAGUGCCCUUAAGCCAGAUGCAGGGUGCAUUUCCUUUGCUACUGAAUAACUGCAGAGUAUUUUCACACAUCAGGAAUAUUGUUGGGCGGGGUGCAAGGAAAGCUUUUGGAACAGAAAGUGAUGUUUCCAAACAGACCUGAGCCCCAACAUCUCUCUUUAAAAAAAAUAAAAAAUGAAGCACUGAAUGCAUGACAUAAAAAUGCCACUUUUAAAGCAUAAAAAUGGGCAGAUACAUGAGGAUGGAAAUCACAAGUUAAUCUAGCUACAAGUGUUCAAAGACUGGUCUUUCUGGACAUUAUCUGUUUUCCUGGCAGGCAUCACUAAUCCAUCCUGGUGACAUCAUCUCAGCCUGUUUGUCCAUACAGCAUUCAGAAAGCUAAUCGUACUUGCUGAAAAAUAGCAAAUAUUAUACUCCAAUAUGGGUAUUUUCUGUGAAGUUGGUAAUUGCCAAUUGGAAGGUGGCCAUGUCAUCGUUUUCUGGUGCAUCAUGGUGAAGCCUGUAUCCACAUGGUUUUAAAUUGGGGACAGUGUGGGAGGUAGAGGGUAUCUCCGUUUUCCUCAUAGGAGGUUGGCUUUGCUUAUACUCUCCAGUGCUUGAGCACACGCCUCUUCUAAAACCUCAGAAACCAACCCAACCCCUUGAACAAUGCUAGUUCUACCCCCUCCCCUUUGACUGCAUCCCAUGGCUGAAAUGAAUGUGUGACUAAGAGGGGUGCUUUAUUCUCCCACUGCCACCAAAAGAAGGUAAGUGUUUAGAAAGGGUCCUAUGUUAGAAGCACAAAGCUGUUUGCACAAGGCCAUUUCCAGACAUUUUUCUGCCUGAGGCAGAACAACAAACAAUGCUUUCCCCCACUGGUCAAGGUCAGUAUUUAUCUUGUGUAUGUUUUUAGCCUGGAACCUGGAGCAGACAGUGAUGGUACCAGGUGUGGGGAGAGCAUUCCUCACACGGGGAGCCAGCCUUCUCAUAAGGCCCAUUCUCAUGUUGCCACCCUCCGCACCUCUCUUGUUGAAGGCACACAACAAAGUUUUUCUGAUGAUUGCUGUGUCUGGGUAGGCUCAUGUGCCAAGAGGCAGUCCAAGAAGUAUUAGAGUCCUUAGCUGCAUAAGGCUUCAUUAGGUCAAAAUCAGCACUCAACAAAAUCAGAGUUAAGCCCAGAAACUAAUUGGUAGCUAGUGUAGUCAUGCCAUAAUUGGUGUUAAAUGCUUAGGUCGUCUUGCCCCAUGAAGAGUCUGAUGAAGCGAACUCUAGUCCGUAAAAACUUGUGCCAUAAUAAAUUUAUUAGUUAUUAAGGUGUCACAAGGCUCUUUGUUGUUUUUAUUUGCACUUGGUUCUCCUGUGCAUACUGCAUUUCCUGGAUCUUGAAGAAAAAUCUGUGUCCUGAGCAUAACCGUGUUGCAGUGUUAUAAAGACUAUGCAAGUUUGUAUUUCUUUCACUUGAGAGCAAAGGCAUGCAGGAGUUUGAGAGAGAGAAAAGCAAUUUAGCACCUAAACAAUAAUGUGAGAACACCUAUGGGCUAUUGUUUUAGCCCCUGAAGAACAUUUAAAACAGUGCAGCUCCAAAGCACCCAUUUAGAAUUGUCGUAAGCAUCAUUAAUUUCACAUUUCCAUAGAGUCACAGAGCAGCUAGUGUCCCAUAAGGCCAGUUAGGGCAAAACUUGCAUGCAUGUUAAAUGCCUGCAUUUGGAUAUAUAGCCAGUUUCCACAAAAUAAUGAACUGUUUUAAAAUGGUAUGAUAGAUUCAUCACUGUAGAUCAUCUGAACAUGUGCAAAGUACAGAUCUAAAAAAGAUACCACUUCACUGUAGCAUCUUUCCAUGGCUUAAUGAUUAGUUUGAGGCCAGGCUUUGGGCUCUGGACCCAGCCGUUUCUUACCUCCAGACUUAAAAGAAUUCAGUGAACAGCAAAAUGAAAUAUUUAGGAUUCCUGACAAAGGUACAAUAGCAGGAAUUCUAGAAAAUCUACCAAGCUACUUGCUUUCUUACCAUUUGGGAAACUCAGCACUUGGUUGGUCUAUUCUGAAAUGUGCAUAGAAAUUGUUUCUGGCCAGUGUAAUUCUUCGUUCUACAUCAGAAUCUCAAUAGAAGGAAAUCACUGCAGUGAAAUAUUCCCUCUUGGUUUAUAUGUACUCUGAUUCCAUGAGUGAGUCUUUCCAGUCUCUCAGUCAACAUGGUAUAAUUGAGUGAAGCAGAGUGUUACUUUUCAGGCUGUUUCUAUGUCUAAAAGCAAGUCUUCAUGAUGGAGAAUCAGCUGUAAUCCAUGGGCUCCUGCUUUUUUUCUUUUUCUUAUUAAGUGCAGGAUCAGGUGUCAGUUUCUGCUUUUUGAUCUGAACAGCAAUAAUAUUUUAAGAACAAAAAGUAGUUCUGACUGAGUGUGUGAUGGUUCUUAUGCAUUCCUGCAUAAUUUCCCUGUAGAUCUUGGACAGAGGUAGCAUAAGCUAAAGACUGCAGAACCAGAGGGAUAAAAGGAGUAUUUUACUGGUUUAUGCCACUCAAUUCUGGUCCUUAUUUUCAGUACCAGCCUAGACCCCUUGAACAUGGCAAGUAAUAGUAAUGAAAGGUUGCCUCUGAGCACAUGCAGAUUGUCUUCCUCUCAUCAGUGAGUUAACCACAGUUAACUCCCAUUGUGGGCAAAGAAAAAGCACUGAAGCUUAUGAAUGAAAUUGCCCAGCCGCUGCUCCUGAACAAAGGAGGGUUUAUGAGCUUUUCAGUAGAGACACUGGGGCGGACUUGGAUCAUUCAAAUUUCAGCGGCGCCUUGUGACACUAAGAAUGCCAUUUCCUAUCAAAGGCCUCCUAGAUCUGAAUCCAGCAAUCUUACCUGUUGUACCACACUGUCCUUGGACACUUAGGAAACUUAAAAAGGUCAUUUCUUGUGGCCUUAGCCAACUACGGGCAAUCAAGUCAACACCUCAGAUUGUGCAGCAUGUAUUGUUAGUUUGAAUUAAGGAUGUUCCAAAACCAGUUGACCUGCUUCCAAAGUGACAAAGCCCUUUGAUUUCCUGAGGGGUUGUGGCAUGGGUGCUGGCCGCCAUCUUGGAUUUGCUCUGGCGCAGCCCUGCAGUUGAAGGUGGUUGUAGUGUUCCUGAUACACAACGGACAUGAGGAGUUCUUGUGAAGUCAACUGCAAGAUGUGAGAUGCCUGUGAUAAUGCCCUGAGCUAAAGUUACCCUUGCUUUUGUCACUCCUCUCUAUAUGUUUCUAGGUGACAAGUCCAGUUCAACACUCUCCAACUGAUUCUGCCACCUCUCCAGAAAGCAGAGCCACUCCUGGAUCUCCGGGAACUUUGCCUGGCACUCACAGAAGAGAAGGAACACCGGCUGGUGCACCAGGGGCUCCAAGAAGUGCUCCAGCAGGCAUUCCUGGAGCUCAGCCUGGUGUUGCUGGCGCUCCAGGGGCCCAGCCAGGAGCUCCAGGGGCCCAGGCACCCUAUCCCGGAGCCCCUGGAGCCCAAGCACCCUAUCCCGGGGCACCUGGGGCCUAUCCCGGAGCCCCUGGAGCCCAAGCACCCUAUCCUGGGGCACCUGGGGCCUAUCCCGGAGCCCCUGGAGCCCAAGCACCCUAUCCUGGGGCACCCGGGGCCUAUCCUGGAGCACCCUAUCCUGGGGCACCCGGGGCCUAUCCCGGAGCACCCUACCCUGGGGCACCCGGGGCCUAUCCUGGUGCUCCUGGAGCCUAUCCCGGAGCCCCUGGAGCCCAAGCACCCUAUCCUGGAGCACCUGGGGCUUAUCCUGGUGCACCUGGGGCCUAUCCUGGGGCUCCUGGAGCCCAGCCUGGUGCUCCUGGAGCCCAAGCACCCUACCCUGGGGCACCCGGGGCCUAUCCCGGAGCCCCUGGAGCCCAAGCACCCUAUCCCGGAGCACCUGGGGCCUAUCCUGGGGCUCCUGGAGCCCAGCCUGGUGCACCUGGAGCCCAAGCUCCAUACCCUGGAGCAGCCGGGGCAUACCCUGGGGCACCUGGAGCCCAGCCUGGGGCACCUGGGGCUCAACCUGGAGCACCUGGGGCCCAGCCUGGCGCACCUGGAGAUGAAACAGCCUAUCCUGGAGGCCUGGCACCCUAUCCCGGAGCCUAUCCUGGAGUCCUUGGCGCCCAGCCUGGUGAAGCCUUCCCUGGAGGCGCUGUCAUUCCAUGGAUACAAGCUGGAUUUCCCGGACCCCCUCCAUUCUAUCCUGGUUCUCCUGAUGCCCAAGCCGGGUACCUUGGUCAGCCUGGGAUUCUUUGGCCCAGUCCUCUUGGUUACCAGCCUGGUGAGGGGGCUGGUGCGCAGCCUGGAAUGCAGCUUGUAUUGCCCCCUGGGCCUGUCCUUGGAGCUACACCUCCCGCAUCUCCGCUGCUCUCCGCCCCAACCCCCAUGCCAUUGUCCGAGUCUGGCUCCACUUUAGCCCCAGCCCGCUACUCUGAGACUGUGGAUGCCCUGCGGUCUCUCGCUCAACUGACGGACUUGUACUAUGCUCUGCGAGAUCAGAUCAGUCUCCUAGAUCAAUUCAAGUGUGGCUACGCCGAUCUCCGCAGGCUGCAAGACUUCCUCACAGAUGCACGUAUGUAUUGCAUGUGUACUGGUUUUCUGGGUUUCUGUUUUAAAUGGCAAAUAUCUGGAACCUGCUUCAGCAAAUUUCCAACAGGUUGGGCUACCAUUUUUUUCUGGGAAGGGAAAUCUAAAAAUGUAAGCCCACCCAAAUGUUUGGAGGGUUGAUUUAGGGGUUAGAGCUAACCAGGAGCAUGCAACCUGUUGGACGUUUCCUGGCAGCAUUUCUUGGGCAGUAUGGUCAGUGAUGAUGGGCAUAAUGUUUGGAGGGUCAAAGGCCACCCAUCCAUAUGAGGAAUGAGCAUGUUCAGUGGGCACAUGCAGGGAGGCUAAAUGGAGAUGCAUUGAGUAUCCUGGAAGGUAGCUUGGCUGGAAUAGGAGCCUUCCACGUUUUAAUUCCUACUUGUAUACAGUCAUACCUUGGUUCUCGAACGUAAUCCAUUCCAGAAGUCCGUUUUACUUCCAAAAACAUUAGAAAACCAAGGCUCGGCUUUCCAUUGGCUGCAGGAGCUUCCUGCACUCAAUCGGAAGCUGUGUCAGACGUUCGGCUUCCAAAAAACAUUUGCAAACCAGAACACUUACUUCUGGGUUUGCGGUGUUCGGGAGCCAAAACGGAUGAGUACCAAGGCAUUCGAGAACCAAGGUACAACUGUGUAUACUAACAGCAAACUUUCUUUCUGUGAGUGCUGAAUCUUAUUUAAUUAAACUGGCAUCAUCCACCCACAAGAGGGAGCUGUAGGCUUGUUUGUGGGGAGAAGGGGGACCCCAAAGUUUGCAACAACAACAACAAAAAACUGAAACCCCAAAACAGUGUGCACUGAUACUGUUCAGUGCACUUGGAAUGGACUAUUCUUAAAGAAGCGGGGGGGGGGGGAUGGGAUGGACUAUCCCUACAGGGGACAUGGCUGUUUGGCUGGAGCCCUGAAUUGGGCUCUACAUUGUUUUGUCACCUGAUGGCUCACUUGUAUAUAUUUAUAAUACUACUGUGUUUUUGCUGGAUAGUUUACCGGAACAUUGCUCUCAUCCCACCUGAUCUUCCUGAAAAGCUUGCUGCACUCCAGGCCAUGGAAGAAGACAUGAAAACUGAGAAAGAGAAGGUAGGGGACUGUCAGGGAGAGAAUAUGCUGCCUUACUUGCAGCAAGAAUGUUUUCAAUCAGGUUUUCAUAUAAGAGGUAAUUUGCCCAGUCCCAAAAAGCAACCUGUUCUUAGAAGCCAUCAAAACAUAUCCAAAACAUAAAGUUCAUUGUAUCAGCACUCAACCUUUAAAGUGUUAUGAAUGGAAUAUAUUUUGACCAACUUCUUAAACACCAAGGUGGGAGGGACUUUCUUGAAGUUGCACAGUCAAUUGGCCACCAUUGAGAGCACCCUACUACAGGCAUCCCCAAACUUAGCCCUCCAAACGUUUUUUGGGACUCCAACUGCCAUCAUCCCUAGCUAACAGGACCAGUGGUCAGGGUUGAUGGGAAUUGUAGUCCCGAAACAUCUGGCGGGCCAAGUUUGGGGAUGCCUGCCCUACUACUUGAAACAAGCUUCUGGGUAUCAGAAAUCCAAGCCACUUAAAUUGAAAGCUGAGAUUUUGAGAACUGUAAGCUGGUUUGCAUGCUACUUUAAUGGCAGAACUUGUAGAAAUGAUUUUAUAUUUCUGAUUUCCUGCAAUCCGUCAUUUCUGAAUUACAGUGAUGUUUGUUAGCUACAGGAGGUAUCGGGUGCUCACAAUUCCUACCAUGGAUGAGAUCAGUGAGACUCAGUUGUUAUUUUUCUGUGCUUCUGCAAAUUGCAAUUUAAAAUAGAAUGUGCACUAGCUGCUUGAAGCUCAGUGGAGUAUUUGGGUGGGCCUAGUGUGGUUCCCCUGUCUGUCUGGGUCACAGUGACCACCUAACUUCACCAGGCUUAGUUUGAUCCUGCAUCCUGUUGUUGUCAUUUCCUUGAGUCUCCUGCUGACGCUUUGUCAAUUGCUCAGGGUCUAGUUUUGCUUGGUUGUAGCAGUAAACAUGUGCUGAAAAUAAAUCUGCCUUCAGGAUCGUUAAAGGGGAUUGUUAUUUAAUUAUAAUUGCUCCCCCCUUUUUUCUGAAUAUGAUGACAGUAUUCCCAAUGUCAAGCUCAAGCUUUCUCUCCUUUUUUGUAUUUCUUAGUUCCUUUAACAGGGGAAUUCAUCACUCUACUAUUUUCCCUUUACAACGUUACUAUUGCUCAUGAUCUUCAUUUAGCGAACAUAUAACCUUUUCAGUAUAUUCACAAUGUAGUCAUAUAGUUUACUUUUGGUUGCUGUUGUUGAGGUGUCUUUAAGGGUCUUUAAAAGACGUGCUCUGUUUUUUUUGAGAUGCUAUGGGUGGUGGUUAAUCUUCAGCCUGAUUUUGUGACUCUAAACUUGAAACUCAGCCAGUAGAACCCCAAUGUUGUGAAUCAUGAUGAUGCUCCAGUUACCAAUGAAUCAGUUUAAUAUUCCUCAUAGGAAGCACCUUCUAAAUCUCUAGACCUGAACCUUAGCUCUGGUAUAUGUGGAUGUAAACUAUCUAUUGUUUACAACACGGGGAGGUGAGGAUGUGCCCCUUUCUCCCAGGGACUUUCCAUAAAGGAAAAUUAGUUUUUCAUGACCAAAGUUCUUCAAGGCAAGUAUGGCUUUUGAUCCCCCUACCCCAAUUGUGAUUCUAGUUAAACAAGAUCCAGAAUGUACUUGAAGGAGAGCUGGCAGAAACAGAUGACAAACUGGAAGGAGCUGGUCAGAUCAACAUGCAGAUAGGUUUUCUGAGGUAAAUAAGUAGCCACUAGAGGAAGCCACCAAAUAGGCGAGUCCAGUCUCAGUCUUAUCAGCUAAAACAUUGGCCUGUCAUGUUUGGUGUCACCACAACAAACUUAAUUGUGGAGUUACGUAAUUGUUUGCUGUACAGUGGGAAGCCAGAAUGGGAUCUUUACCAGUUAAUAGUUCCAUGGAAGUUGAGGGGUCUUUCUCAAGAGUGCAGCUGAAAUAAGAUGCCACAAAGAAUUGCUCAGUGAAAAUUAGAAGUGGUUUGACAUUUCACUGGCUUUCUAGCAUAUACACACUUUAAAAAAGUGUGUUUUGAAUUUUUUUCAAUCAUAUUUUGGAAUGUCAUCGGUAUUUUUUCCCCCCAGGCAGAUUAAAUAGAAAACUCUGUGUGUGGAGCAGCUUUCUCUGACCUGGUGCCCUCCAGAUGUUUUGGACUAUAACUUCCACUAGCCCCAGCUAGAAUGGCCAGUGAUCAACUUCCAACGAUGGGAGUCGUAGUCCAGCAACAUCUAGAAGGCAGAAGGCUGGCAAAGUAGCUCCUUUGCUUUAUAGCACCAAUGUACACACAGAAGAAGGGAUGCGGGUGGCGCUGUGGGUUAAACCACAGAGCCUAGGACUUGCCGAUCAGAAGGUCGGCGGUUCGAAUCCCCGCAACAGGGUGAGCGCCUGUUGCUCAGUCCCUGCUCCUGCCAACCUAGCAGUUCGAAAGCACAUCAAAGUGCAAGUAGAUAAAUAGGUACCACUCCAGCGGGAAGGUAAACGGCGUUUCCGUGUGCUACUCUGGUUCGCCAGAAGUGGCUUAGUCAUGCUGGCCACAUGACCUGGAAGCUGUACGCCGGCUCCCUUGGCCAAUAAAGCGAGAUGAGCACCGCAACCCCAGAGUCGGCCACGACCGGACCUAAUGGACCCUUUACCUUUACCUUUACACACAGAAGAGAUUUCAAACACAACCACCCAAACCCGUUAAUUUGUAACAUAGUUAGAAAUUACUUAAAACAUUUUUAUGCUGCCAUAUAUAUAUAUAUAUAUAUAUAUAUAUAUAUAUAUAUAUAUGUCAGAGCUGCUUCCAGAUCCUAGCUCACAGAGGAUCACGCUAGCCAGCGAUCAUUAAACAAAAGUCUUUAUUGAGUUACAAUUUCCAUUCUCAAACUGCUGCGUGCAACUCUACGUCUCAUGGUUAGACCGGCGAAGCUCCGUCUGAGUCUCCGCCCCUUGUACACCAACUUAAUAUCCUAGCCCUGCUCCACCUUUUCCGCCUGACUGUUCUUCUCUGGGUCCCUCUGCCCCCUGGGGUCUCUUCUUUCCGGGAUUCCUCUGACGCUGACGCUGACGCUGACCCCCCUGACUCUUCUCCCUCCUUUCGGCGGGCUUUAGGACCUGGCUCCCUUUCCGGGCUGCCUACUGUGCCACCUUCCUGUGCAUUUGAACUGGCGCGCGCGCCCAACCUUCCACCUUCCGUCUGACCGUUUCUUCGCUCCCCGAUGGAGGUGUGGCCACUCCUGACUCGUGCCCUCCCCCCUGUUGUGAGCUGCCAGCGCUUGAUCCCUGGUUCCCUUCCUCUUCCCUGCUCUCUGGCGGUGACGCUGGUCCCGAUUUCCAACUGCUCCCCUCUGAGUCCCCUCUGGCUCUAUCUUCCUGGGGCGUCCCCCUAGGCUCCCCCUUGCCCUGGCCACUGGUGCUCCUUUCUGUGAAUCUUCUGAUUCACUGGAAAGACUCGGAGAUCUCGGGUCGUCGUCAUCACUCAUCUUUUCUUCUGCCUCCUCCCCCUCGCUCUCUGUUUCCUCCCUUGCCCUUGCCUCUGCUCCUGAACCCCUGACAAUAUAGACAUAGAUAUAUAACAAAAUAGUUAUAAAAUGUGAAUGUGCAGAAAUGAGUGUUGAGAGGUAUUGUGACAAGGCCAACUCUUAAAAGGUGUGAGUACACCACAGAAAGGUCUUGCAUCCCCCAAAUAAAUCGUGUGGGGAGAUAGGGAGGCCUAAGCAGCUGCUUAAGACUGGACCCAGUAGAUGGAGCUGAGGCUUGGCAGAGGUCAGUGUGGGAGCCCCUUUUCCAGUUCUGGCAUCCCUCCUGUAAAAGAACACCAUACAAUUAAAGCACCAGUAUACCACUUUAACUGUCGUGGCAGGCUUCUCCCAAGGAAUCAUGGGAGUUGUAGUUUGCUAAGAGUGCUGUGAGUUUUUAGCAUACCCCUCACACAGCCACAGUUCCAGCACUCUCUUAAUAAACGUCAGCGACCAGUAUAUGAGUGCUUGUGAGAAGAUCACGGAUGCUACUGACAUGCAGUCCCUCCAAUAGUAUGUCUCUGGCUGUGAGGAAGUGUGAUGUGAUUUCAUUGUUUUGGGGGCUUCCUUUGCUUUAUUGACUGGCACCUUCUGAGGGCAGGAAAAAUGAUCACCUCACUUCACUCUACCGCCACAUGUAACUAGGAUGACUCAGUUACGGUUUGGCAGUGUCUGCAUCUAUCCCUUGGGUGCCAGGAAGGAAGGAAGGAAGGACUCAAAUGAUGGACUUGGUCCAUAUUGUUCCUCUCGUCAGGGGCUUAAUUACAAUUGUGUGGGAAAUGGCUCCCAUGCCUCUAAUUGUAAGUGUGAAUGUGCUGAGGAGCCCAGCACUCCUGGGUCAGAAUUUCUGAAAGAAGGAACACUGUGUAGAUAUAUUGUGAGUCUUAUAAAUUUUGAUGGAUUCGUCAUGUUCUGAAAUAGGGAACAUCCUUUAUGUUUUAUUGUACUCACAGUUUUCUCAUGUUAAUUUUAAAAAGUAUUAAAAGUUUUUCACAAUGCAAUAAGAUAACAACUACAAAAACUACAAACAGAACAAGUAGAAUAUGGAGAGUGAACUCGCAGUUUUCUAAGGGACAAUUGCCAUAAGAAACACCUGGCAUUCCUAGGAGACAGUUGUCAUUUGUAAACCUUAGAAAGAGAUAUUUUAAGCUCCACACCCCCAAACUUAAAGUUCUCUAAUUCACAGUCGUGAAGGCCCCUGCAAGUGGUCUGUCUUCCUCAAAUUGAUUAUGCAUUUCUGGAAAAAAGUAGCUAGAAGCCAGGAUGAUUUCACAUAUCGUUGGGGCAUUUUGCAGUGCAAUGUGACUUGAUUACAAAUAAAUAUGCCAAAGCAAACCCCCUACCCUUGAAAGCUGGCCAAGAAGGUGCAUUUAGGGAGUGAUUGUGGUCUAGUUUCAGUGACCCCAGUUUACCCCAGAACAGUGUUGUGAGUGUUUCUGAUUUCCUAGAGACACACACUCCAAAAACGACUUUCUUUUUCCUGUUUGGUGAGUAACUCCUCUCUAUUGUUGUUGGCUUUGCGGUACAGAGCAACAGUGCAGGAUAUAGAGAAAGAGCUAAAGGAGCUCAGAAACAAGCAGGAUACGGGGAAAGCCAAGCUGGAGCAGUCAGUGACCGACACUGCCAUCUACCUGCAAGAACAGGUCAGCGAGUGGAAAUGUGAGGUCUUUCUUCCUGGCUGCCAAGAAUCAGUCACAUGGUUUCCCCUGGCCAUUAGUUUGGUUUCAGGUCCGUUGCCUGCCAGAUCUCCUCUUGAAACCUCUGCGCUUUGCAAGGGCUCUGUAGAGGUGGCUCUUUCACAGUGAGAAUAAAAGCAUGAGACUUAGCUUUCUAAGGCAGGAGCCAGACAGGGCCAAAUCUGCUUGGAAAUUCUAGGAAAGAAUAUUGGUCCAAGUUCUUCUGCUGACACCUUAAGCUGACAGCCACCUUGUAGUUAGCCAGGAAGAGUAACAGUAAAGAGGGAGUAAGAAUCUCUUUCCAGUGAUCAGCUUGCCAGACACACUUCUUCAGGUUGCCCUGAAGAAGUACACUCCUAAAAUUGUAACUUUCUUGUACCGUUGGGUUCAGCUGUGUCAUUGGGUUUGCUAAGCAGGAGUUUGCAAUGAUGCUGUCCUUGAUUUAAUAAGCAUGUCCUGCUGUCAUGAGGGGAAGCCCACAAGUCUAGGAACAGUUUUGAUCUAAUUUGGGAGGACUGAUUCCACUUUUGCAAGUAGAUAGGUAGCUGAGAGUUCUCUGGGCUGGCUUAGGAUAUAUGUCCCUGCAGGAUCCCCACAGUUGGUACAUGGACAGCUGCCUGUUUUUAUUUUUAAUGAAAAGCUCCCUUCCUAAUCCUCCAGAUAAGGGAGGCUGCCUCAAGCUCUGGCUGCUUCUGCUCAGUGGGGCAGACUCUGGUUGCCUUGCUUUCCUGCUGCCUUGCAGGGCCUUUUGCUCUGGAGUUGCCAGUGUUUUGAACCAGCCCCUGUAGCUUUCUGCUUUUAACAGCCAUUUGUUUUGCAGCUAUGAGCAGGUAUUAAUCUUUGGCUCCAUGUUGUGUAAAGCAUCACCUGCUGUUUCCCACAUAUCGAACCUCUUCUAGAGGUAUAGAGAAGGAGGCCACACUGUCCUGUUCCUCUCCCCCAAUGGUAACCCUGUUUCUUUCCCAUAGCCAUCCAGUUUAGUUUUUUGGAAUGCUCACUUUCUGCUGUUGUGGAUUUGUAAGGGAAGUCCUACCCACCCAUAACCUCUUAUUGGCUUCCCACUGACAGUCAGAUGAGUAGCUUGACUUUUGACCAUUCAGCAUCAAAGGUGAUGAGAUUAGUUCAUUUGUCCCCCCCCCCCCCCACCAAGCAUCCCCUAAAUCAUCUAUGCAAGUCCAAAUGUAGGAAUUCCCAAAUAAAGUGAUGGAGGAACCAUGUCGUCAACAACCCCAAAGGAGGUUUUCCCCAAAGAGAAAUGGGGUUCUCUAAGCCUCUGUCUGCUCCUGCACACUUCCACAUUUGAGGAAGCUGUGGGAGCUCAGACCCAGUGGUGCUCCCUACAUUUCACGCUGUUGGCUUAAGACAACCUGGGAUACUUUUAAAACUGAAGGGCAAGGUGCUAAAAUGCCCCAAGUUGCUUCCAAUUAGCGAUUGCAACAAUGAAACUGUAAAGAAGUUACCAAAUAAUUGCUAAAACAUCCACUGCAUUAAGCAGCUUGAAUAGGCAUGGACUAGUAAAACGGUACUUGCUUGGGGAACAGAAAGGUUCAGCAGGAAUAGAUCCUCGGUGGAGCAAGCAUUCCACAGAUGGGGUGCCACCAUGAAAAAAGCCCUUUCCCCCAGCCUCACUUCUAAAGUCAGGAAUACCCAGGGAAGGGCUUCAGAAGGAGAUCUUUCAGCAGGUUCCUGCUGCACUCCCCAGGGAAUCCACUCCUGCCAUGCGUUCUCAGGGAGCUCCAGGGCAGCUGCAGCAGCCAAGGGCCUCACGUUUCUGACACCUUUAUGAUACCCAUUUGUAAACAGAUGCAACUUUGCCAUGAGCCACACCAGAUGGGAAUGAGUGAAGUGCAGAAGGGUGGCAGUGUAGCCACAGCCUGAUCCUAAAGGGGUCCGUGUUAGCUAAAAUGGCAUCAACAGUGGCACAGAAAUCCCAGGCAAAUGCCCUUGGCAGUAAGAGAUAUUUGUGAGCGACUGUGUAGAGGCAGGGGGAAAGGGAGGGGACUGUAGAGUGUCCUGUGUUGGGCAGUGAACCGGCACAUGGUGAAAUAAGUGCCACUCCUUGGCCACCGAAACCUCCAUCCGCUCCCCCUUGACAGCCUGAGAGCUAAACCAGAGAUUGCGCUAAAUGCAUCUGUUCAAAUUGCAAGGGGGCAAGGACCAAUUUUCAUUGGACUGCAGAACGUGCAGAAGACUGGCUUAACUCAUACAAACCCCCAUAGUCCUAACAAAAAUCAUUUUCACAAAUCUUGCUAUUAACUCUGUGUGUGGAAGAGCUCCUACUGGCACCAAUGAAAGCUUCCCUUCCAGAGUGAAUAGAAACUUUGGCUUCUAGGGUAUAUGUCAUGUCCAUAUUGGUCCGUGAGAGUUUAGCAGACCCUGCUUUCUAAAACUUCCACCCCAUCUCUAGUCAUGAGCUCUAGAAACUUUUAUCUCUUAAGAUGCCACUGGGAUUCUUGGCAUUAUGGUUGCGUUGCCAGACCCUGCCUGCUCCUGCCUGAAAAUAAUGUAAUAAAUUGUUGUUGGUGUCCAUCUGUCUUGAGAGACAAUGGAGUGGGCCAAUUAGAGCAGCACGAUAUAGCUGCCGCCACCCGUACUCGACCCCAGUUCUGUGGAAGAUAGGAAACAUUUUGUCGUCUGACUCCCUUGUCUAAAGCUGGACUCCUCCUUCUCUCCCUUGCCCACAGUUAGACAAGCUUAGAGGUGUCAUAGAGAACAUGAUGGCUUCCUCGUCCACGCUGCUGUCCAUGAGCAUGCCGCCUACCCCGGAGCCUGGGGUGGCUCAGGUCCAGAGCACAUGUGCAGCUUGCAGCUUAGAUGUCAGUGAGAAGGUUAGCCAGCUGUUCAAGCGCUAUGAGCAGCUGCAGGACUUGAUUAACAACUUCAUGUUAAGGCAGGCAGAAGGCAAACUAGCCAAGAAACCCAAGCACCGCCAGGUAAGGCCAGCGCAAGAACGUGACCUCAGGUUUCCAGGAGGAGGGCAGAGGGAGGACUUCAGGGGGCUCUGUGUGGAUGCUGAGGCCUGAUCUGAGACUUAGUGGUAAGGCCUGAAGAAGGCUCAUUUGGGGAGUUACGUGCUGGGAAGCCGCGGCACACUGAGGCUUGGAAGCAGAAGCUACAGAAUCAUAGAAGGGCUCUCCAAAUGCAUGAGUCAACCUGCUGUCCUCAGACGGCAUUAUGUGUGCAUCUGUAUUCAUAUCAUUUAUUAUCCUGCCCAUCCCUAGAGAUGGGAUCUCUGAAUCCCUCUCCCAUCCUCCAAAGGGGCAUAGAGAGAUUCUUGUCCUAGGUAACAUAAGCAAGGAAUUAAGAAGGAUUGAACAAGCCAUCCUACCAUAGAUAAUGGUUAUGUCCAUGGCUUUUUUGUGAUUCUGUUUUCUCAUAUGGCAUCUUUUUGUUCUUUGUGCUCUGUAACAAAGUGCCAGGAUUUGUGCUUUCUUUUGUAUGCUGAAACUGUAUUAAUAUCAUCACCAAGGGGCAGAAUGGAAGUACAGUGCAACAUCAAUGAUAACUAGGGGCAGGGGUGAGAAAAGCACACGUGUUUCCAUUCAGAGAGGAGACACAUGCAAAGGCAGAACCCACAGGUGUCUGCUCCUAAAUACAAAGUUUUUGCUUGAUAGUGUACUGUCAUCUUCAGGCUGUAGUUCUGAUCCAAUGUAGAUAAAAUACGCAUUGCACCAAAACUAAAGGGAAUUAACACACUUGGGGAGGGAUUUAAUUAAGGAGACCCAUGUCAAUGUUGGCUUUCAUUACUUUGUUGCUUUUGCAACCAGGAUGAAGAGAUGCUCAACCAGAUCCAAAGCACCAUCCUGCAAGUUCAGGAUGACUGUGAGAAGCUGAACGCCACUGCAGGCACUCUUGUAGAAGAUCAUCGCCAGAAGCAGAAGGAGAUCAGUGUAGGUGAUCUUGACGCCAGAUUAGAGGGUCAAAUGACAUGGAACAUUCCCAGUGUUGUUGCUUCACGAGGAUUUGGUGGUGCUUCCUCCAGGGGGAAGCAGCUGGCUCUCCUCCCUCUGCUUAAGCAAGUGCAAAGCAGGUGACUGAGGUCAUGAGACUAUAGUGGUGGCAGCAGUACUGGAUAUCCAGCUGGGUUUGUUGGCAUUUGGUCCAAGCAGCUACAAAUCAAUCAGCAUCAGCAAAUCACCUCUUACAGCAGAUAUGCCAACAUUUGGUAUGGGGGAGGCAGCCUGUUCUCCAGGGGCCAUCGUGUUCCCUGCCACCCAGACCCCUCAUGGGAGAACCAGCUGUAUAAUAAGCCACCAAGUAGCUGCCAGCCAGAUUGUCCAAAGAAAAAGGAGUGAUACUAAGAUGUGCAGUAUCUUGGCUCCUUGCUGCUGUUGAAAAUAACUUUGUUUUUUCUUACAAGUGGGUAAGAGUUCUAUCUGAUGUUCACUAAACUUGGUAGGGUUGCCAGGGGCCCCAUCAAAUCACCCUGUUGCCCUCCUUGGCAAGUAAGCAUCCUCCCACCCCCACUCUGCCCCCAGUAUCGAUUCCCAAAAUGUUGAGCUAGUUGACCUAAAGCAUGCUUUGUCAAUACACUAGCCUACAGUCUGUUAUCACUCAUGAGAUAGAAGCAUGUUUGGAAUGACAGUUGUGUGAUUUGCAGUAUUUGGAUGCAAUGAGACCUUGCAGAACAUGUGCUAGUAAAUGAAUAUAUAUAUAAAAUUUUAAAUAAAAGUAUAGUGGGAAUGAAGAACUCUGUGGCCUUCCAGAUGAUGUUGGACUACAAACAACUCCCAUCAUCUCUGAUCAUAGGCCAUGCUGCCUGGGACUGAUGGGAGAUGAAGUUGGAAACAUCUGAAGGGCACCAGAUUCCUCUGCCCUGCUGAGUAGGAAUGUGAGUCUCUGGGUAACCACCUUUGAUUAUUUUGCUUUGUGCUCUUUACAGAUGUUGUUCAAGUCCCUGGAGAGACUAGAAAAUGUAAAAGCGGACAAAGACAGCCUAGUGAUGGAAAUUGAUGUGGUGAGGAGUUGUACUUGAUAACACAUCACAGUUGUCCCAUGCGCAUCGAGCCAUGGCUAGGUGCUCCUACAUAAGCUCUACUUGCAGAGGGAGCUAGCGUAUGAAGUAGAUGGGGCCUGGAUUCUGCUCCCAGCUCUGCAGCCAACCUGUAGGGCAGUCAUUAGCAGUUUGCAUCCUCUUUCUGGAGUUGAACGGGGAUUCUGUGGCUUGCCAUCCUUAUAGAUUGGAGGGAGAUGCUCUCUGGACAUGCACACUCAGAGCUACUGAUGGGAAGGGUGGGGGUGUUCUUUGUGAUACAGAUCUUACCAUAGAUAUGCCCCCAUCUUUCCCCCUACUUUUCCAGAAAGCAGAUAAGGCUGCCCUUGCUGCGAAGGUCAGCCGUAGCCAGUUUGAUGCCACCACGGAGCAGUUGCAUAAGAUGAUGCAGGAGCUGUUGAACAAGAUGGCUGGGCAAGAACAAGAUUGGCAGAAGAUGCUUGACAAACUCUUGAUUGAAAUGGACUCCAAGGUAAGCAAGGCUCUUGCCUUGCCCAUGAUUCACAGCCAGGCCAAUGAGGGCAUCCCAAAGUGCCGAGAGCUUCCCAUGUUUGCGGCUCAGUGCUGUGGAAUGUGGCUGGGAGUACCCAGUGACUCAUUCAGAAGCACAUCCCUUUCUGCCCUGUUCCCAACACUUACUGUAAGUGCUUAUGCUGGUGAGCCAGCCAUGCAUGUCUCAUUGCUCGUGUCUGUCCCUGACAAUCAGGUGAGCCAGGGUAGGCUGAAGGGUAGGAAUAUGCAUGAUUCCUGCCUCUAAAUACUGGCUUCCAGUUUGUUUCUGGACACAAUUUGAAAUGCCGGCAUUUACCAGUAAAUCUCUAUAAACAGGAUGUCUGAAGUAGGGAUGGACAGGCCAGUCUAAUUGCCAACCAAUGCGUGCUUUACAUGUGUUCACUCAUGGGUCCCAUUCUAUCCCAUUUUCUGCAUCAAUCUUUUUAAUGCCUAUAUAUUUUUUUUAACUGUUUAAUAUGUUUGAUUACAUAAAAUGGGAUGCGGGUGGCGCUGUGGGUAAAACCUCAGCGCCUAGGACUUGCCGAUCGCAUGGUCGGCGGUUCGAAUCCCCGCGGCGAGGUGCGCUCCCGUUGCUCGGUCCCAGCACCUGCCAACCUAGCAGUUCGAAAGCACCCCCGGGUGCAAGUAGAUAAAUAGGGACCGCUUACUAGCGGGAAGGUAAACGGCAUUUCCGUGUGCUGCUCUGGCUCGCUAGAGCAGCUUCGUCAUGCUGGCCACGUGACCCGGAAGUGUCUGCGGACAGCGCUGGCUCCCAGCCUCUAGAGUGAGAUGAGCGCACAACCCUAGAGUCUGUCAAGACUGGCCCGUACGGGCAGGGGUGCCUUUACCUUUACAUAAAAUACAUAUUUGUGUAUGAACUUUGUCCUUAAAUACACAUUUUUGAAUGCAUUUCAGUAUUUUUAUUAUCUUUAGCCUGAGAACUAUAUUGCAAAAAUAAUAAGGGUGCAAAAAGUGGAGGAUAAUUGUGUUCUAAUCUGCUGUCCAGGAAUGCAAAUCAGACCGGGUCACUUGAAAAUGACAGGCCAAAUGAAAUAGUUGGGCAUCCCUAGGCCGAAGGCUUGCCUUCUUCUAUAGAAACCUGCCUGUUCAUACCAAUUGUCAUCUGAGGCUCUUCUCUGCUAGCCUGCCUUCAGAACCUGCAAUAAUUUCUUCUUUCCCUUUUAAGUUUCUUUUAAUUUAAACAUACAAAACAUAUGAACAUUUCCAUUCUUUACACACCAUACAAUUAUCUUAAAUGUUCCAACUCACUCCCUCUCUAAAACAAUGCAGUGUAAGUUAAUAUGCAUUUUUGUAUGCUAAUAUUGCCAUCCAGCCAUUAAUUAUUUAAUAUAGCUUUUAUGGUCUUUCAUGCUGUUUUCAAAGUAUCUCAUUUUCAGCAGUGAGAAAGCAUUAAAUGACCCUCAGUUAAAUCUUUGCUUCAUUUAAUUGGUAAAGGGGGAACAAAAUAUUUCAAUUUGUUCUUGUCUCUGUCUCUCCCCCCCAUCCCAUCACAGGGUCUACCCUGUGGUGGCACCUUGCCUUUUGAAAUGCUCCCCUGGAGUAUCUCCUCCAUAUCUAAGGCCUUUACCACUUAGGCACUGAUUAAUGACUGUGCCAUUUUCCCAGCUUGUGUUGAAAUGGAUGCACGACUUUUCUGCUGCAAGCUGCCUUGAGCACCAGAAAGGUGGGCUGAACAAUAUUUUGAAUGGCAGCGACUCACUCAAAGGGGCGGAGCUUCAGUGCUAGCUUUCCAGCGGUACCGCUUCUAGGAUUGGUAGCGUUGCAGCUCUACCCUACCGCGCCAGUGCCUUGAACAUGCAGCUCUCUCCAGAACCGUUCUGUCCCUUUCUGUGCAGCUGGACCGCUUGGAACUGGACCCCUUCCGACAGCAGCUGGAGGAGCGCUGGAAGGAUAUCCGGAAACAGCUGAAGGAGAGGAUGCCACAAGAAAUAGGAGACGAAGCUGCUGGGAUCAGGAGGUAAGAAGGUCUGAAAACAGACAACUCUUAUCUUCCAGUAGACGUAUGAUAACAGCGGGCAGAUAUCAAGCCAAAUCUGAUGCACGGUGCCACACGUGUCUCACGUUUGUGGGUGUGGUGUGAAAACGAAAGCCUCCAGCAUGCCAAUGCACACUGCCUACAACAUGCUCCUUGGAACCGUGUGCUGGUUUUAUAGUUGAAGGGUCUUACGUAGAGGAGCAGAAUGCUGAGACACUGCCUGUCAGGAUAAGAUGUGUUGGAUGGACCAUGGCCCUUUGGCCUGGCCUGACCUCAGCGCACUUUGUAUAUCUAGUAUGAGUUCCUGAAAGAAAGGACUUUGGAGUAGUUUGUACCCUAACCUAGCACUUUGAAGAGAAUGGUUAUUCUCCAGCAAGCUGGGGUCCAUAUGUCCUACUUCUCUACUGCACUCUUUGGGCUCUGGGUAUUUGUUUUUGACACUUACGCUGGGAACAUUGAGCCCUGUUCCAACACCAAAAGCCUUGCCGAAGAUGCUUUCUCUACACCAGGUAGGCAACCUAAGGCCCGUGAGCCGGAUGCAGCCCAAUCGCCUUCUCAAUCCGGCCCACGGACGGUCCAGGAAUCAGCGUGUUUUUACAUGAGUAAACUGUGUCCUUUUAUUUAAAACGUAUCUCUGGGUUACUUGUGGGGCCUGCCUGGUGUUUUUACAUGAGUAGAAUGUGUGCUUUUAUUUAAAAUGCAUCUCUGGGUUAUUUGUGGGGCAUAGGAAUUUGUUCAUUUUUUCCCCAAAAUACAAUCCGGCUCACCACAUGGUCUGAGGGACAGGGGACCGGCCCAUGGCUGAAAAAGGUUGCUGACCCCUGCUCUACACCAUCCUUGGCUUUUCUCUCUGCUCAAGCUCUGUUCAGAAGUUUUUGCUGCUUCUAGGCAUAGUUAGUAGUUUGUGAAACAAUACACCCUUGGCUUGAAGGAGUAUACCUUGCCUACCUGCCUAUAUAUCUAUUCUCCCAUGCCACUAGGUUGCCUAGAAACCUCUGCUUUCAAAGAGUAGAAGUUAUGAUUUGGGAGGGGGUUGCUUAAAAAAAACUGCUUUGGAAGACUGGAAGCCUUUCACAUUUACUAUUGCAAUAUGAUUAGAGUAGGUCUGGGGUCAAGUGUGUCCCUCCAAGCCUCUGUCUUACUCGCUUUACUCUUCCCAGAGUACACCCUCUCUUCUCACUGGUUCCAGGAAGUCAAAGGAGUGGUGGAAUUGAUAGCUCAGUUGGUUAGAGUAUGGUGUUAAUAACACCAAGGUUGCAGUUGCAAUCCCCCUAUGGGACAGUGGCAUAUUCCUGCAUUGCAGGGGGUUGGACUAAAUCAUGGGUAAGCAAACUUAAGGCUCAGGGGCCGGAUCCGGCCCAAUCGCCUUCUAAAUCUGGCCCACGGACAAUCCGGGAAUCAGAGUGUUUUUACAUUAGUAGAACAUGUGCUUUUAUUUAAAAUGCAUCUCUGGGUUAUUUGUGGGGCAUAGGCAUUUGUUCUUUCCCCCCCAAAAAAUGUAGUCCGGUCCCCCACAAGGUCUGAGGGACAGUGGACUGGCCCCCUGCUGAAAAAGUUUGCUGACCCCUGGACUAAAUGAUCCUCAGGGUCCCUUCCAACACUACAGUCCUAUGAUUCAGCCCCCCCCCCCAAAGUCUGUUGAUCCUCCUUGAGUGUUUUUGCAAUGCAUUUCUCCAGUAAAAACACACACACACACACACACACACACACACACACACACACAAAAUAUGUAUGUUAGAGUACAAAAAUGCAUUGUGUUAUGGAAAAUUGCCAGCAGAAAUGUGUGUGUUAGGUAAAAUUACAUAUAACAUGCACAUCUACAGAGAAAUGUACACAAAAUUGCAAACAGUUUUUUGCCUGGACCUUCCCCCCUUCCCUAAUGCAAACUAAUGUGGAAAAGGGGCAAACUGAAUUUUAAGACUGGAAAAGUGAGAAACCGAAACUGAUAAUUUUGUUCAGAUGGGGCUCUGAAUCUUGGAUGUUCCCCUGCCUAUAGGCAUCUCAAUCGCACUCUGCUGCAUAGCUUUUUUUGGGUUUUUUUGUUGUUGGUUUUUUUGAAGUCUUUUGGAAGGAGUGGCCCAGUUGGCUAGCUGGCACUCUCUCAUCCCUCCACGUUGUUGUCAAUGGAUACUCUUUACUUCACUGCUGCAAGCUGCAUCACCCAUGUGUCACCACCAGAGGGUGGUGGUGCUUGCGACGCGUGGGGACAUGGGGCACAGCUCACUCACCUCGAAGAAGGGAGAGUGAAUAGCCUCAGCGAUGGAAACUGGCAAUUACGAAUGCAUUCUGCUGGGCGGAGGGUGGUGGCACAGUCAGCAGCCCCCAUACUGUGUGCCCGUUAUGUAAGAAGAUAGAGACUGGAUCCAACAGCUAGGCAGGCCGCCUCCCAGGCCUUGCUCUCUGCUUCCCUCCACAUCCUUUGACGGAACGAAACAGUGACUGUACUUGAAAGAGUGGAGGAAUAAGGUGCUAGCAAAUGCUUUCCGACAAGAAGCAUAGUAUCCCCAGGCGAAGUUGUGUGUGCACAGUUAAUUCCAGCUCUUCCUCCAGGGCGAUCUUCAAGGAACAGAGAGGCUUGAAGCUGCUCAAAUCCUGCCCCAUGCACCAAGUACUCUUUCCCAGCAGUAGCUGGUGGUGCCAAUUCCUGACUCAUAACCCCACUCACCGCUGCUUCCUUAAUGUCAGUCAGUGGGAUUAGGUAAAGGUGUGUCAUGUUUGGGAGGGAAGGAUCUCCAUAGCUACCUGAUCUCCACUGGAGGAAUCUGCUUCCCUCGAAGAAGGAAAAGGGCGGUAGGGAAUAGAAGUACAGUACAAAGUGCAACCAACGAGCAGUUUUGAAGAGGGGAGUACAGUGGUACCUCGGGGUUAAGAACUUAAUUCGUUCUGGAGGUCCAUUCGUAACCUGAAACUGUUCUUAACCUGAAGCACCACUUCAGCUAAUGAGGCCUCCUCCUGCUGCUGCUGCGCCGCUGGAGCACAAUUUCUGUUCUCAUCCUGAAGCAAAGUUCUUAACCCAAGGUACGAUUCUGGGUUCGCAGAGUCUGUAACCUGAAGCGUAUGUAACCCGAGGUACCACUGUACUUGUUUUCUAAAGCAGGUUGUUGACGUUCUUUUCCAACUCCCAACGUUGUUUUCACAUGCAAUUUGACAUUUAGAUUUUAAAAAUGUGUUGUUCUAAAAUAUCGAGAACGAUCUCCUGUUGCUCUCUGACAGCUCCCCGGGUGGUCAGUUUUAAAUAGGAAGCACCCAUGCUGAGUGUUAGGAUACCCAAGUUAAUUCCACACUGUUAUGUUGCUACCCAGGCAGUCAGAAACUACAUAGGAACGGGGUAAGAAGGCAGCAGGUGAAUGUGCCUGGCCUGCUUGUGCUUCAGUGUGCGAAAAGUGCCUUCUGCAUCUCCUCCUCAUCCACGGAGAGAUCUGUGAGUGCCUGGUGUUGCUUCUUCUUUUGCUGUUGUGAGUCCACAAACCUUUCAACUUCAGGGCAUCUCCCCCUUCAUGAAAAUGUGUGUACAAACUAUCAUUUUACUCUCCUUCACACGGACCUUUCAGGCAGACAUUUGCAUAUCCUGUAUCAACGCCGCCCCCCCCCGGCACCUGCUCUAUACUCCCAUUGCCGUAAUUCCUUCAUUUGGCCUAAGCAUCUCUUUUUCUACCCAAACAGGAGACUCCUGGCCCAUUUCCACUGCAUCUCUUGCGACCGACCUUUGGAAAUGGUUGUUCCUGGCCCGUAAGUCCAUGUGUGGAACUCUUAUGAUGCUUGUGUGCUUAUGCUGCUGUCCUGGGCUCCUUCGGGAGGAAGGACAGAAAAUUAACAAUAAAUAUUUAUAGGGGUAUGUGGUGGUUUAAAAAUAGGUGCAGUACAGGACUUGGAAGCCGGGUGAUUUGGAUUUGAGUCCUCCUUGCUCAGCCAUGAUGGGGAAACCACAGCCUCCAACUGGUAGCUUGGGAAAAACACAUCCCAUCAGCCAGCCCAGGGUCCUGCAUGGCCUGCCCUUCUGUGACAAGCAGAUGUCAGCAGCUGAACCAGGGACGACUUCCUUGUCCUGUAGCUGCUUCGUUCUCCCACCCCUCCCUUUGCUUAACCUGCCUGCUUAUUGUCUUGGCAGACACAUCACUACACUCCCUGCUGUGCCAGGUUUACCUGCUCACCAAUCCCUCCGGCCAUACAUGGUUUAUGAAUUGGAACAAAUCAGGCAGCUGAACCGCAGGUACGCAGAGGACAAGGGGCUUCGGAGGGUUUUUUCUGGUUCCUAGCUUGUGUGUAUUUUAAGAGGCAGGUCAGGUGGGAAUUGGACGGGGCACAGAUUUGGAAAUAGGGGGCCUGCUGGGGAGAAUGAAACUGAGAAGAGAGCAGAUGCAAAGUGCCUCUGGCCUUGGUGAUAUUGCUAUCAUUCUGUUGGGGGAAGGCAGGAGUGGCAGGGAAAUAGCUUGCAGCCCAAAUACUCCUGCCUAGCAAAACAAGAUUUUUCACUGACAGGUUGGACAGAGGGAGCUCCCCCAUUUCCUCUGCCCCAUUUGCAUGUGAUGAAAAUGGGGCAAUCGUUUCAGCAAACUGGCAGGUAGGAGGGCAGGGCAGGGAAUUAGUCUCUGUUGGUGUGGCGAGGCUUUUCCUGGCAGCUUAGUGGAUGCCAUUGUUUGUUUCCUACAGUUCUCUUGCAAACAAUAUUCUGUCACCAUGUAGCAAAAAAAUACAGUGGCAUCUGUUAACCAGAGGCUAAAAGAAAUAACCCCAGUGCCAAAGUUAGGAAACCGGUGGUGGAAGGAGGACGGGGAUAUAAGGGGGUAGGUGGGGGUGAAUCCCCCCCUUUCCUCCAACCAUCCCUCUCAAAAAUUGGCUGAAAGUUUCCUUUGGGCAAUCUCUCAACACUUCCUUAGAUAGAAGUGUCGCUGGAUGGGGCAGUAGACCUCAGCAACCCCUCCAUUUGUUACACCCAGAGGAUCUUCUGUAGAAAAUGUGUCCCAUUGAACAUGUGCCCUUUGCUUUCUAGAUUCUUCAUAGCUGUCAGUUUGAGUGAACCUGGUUAGGUCUUCCCGGGUAGCAUAGCUCCACGUAAAUGUUCUCACCAGUUCCUGCUUUCUCACAAAAGGAGCGUAAAAUGCGAGCAAGGCAUGCUGGAAGCAACAGCCCUGCUUAACAGUGUGAUUUCUCUUUUCCGUUCUCUUUCUGUGGCUGUUUGCCGUCUCCUUGCUCUCUGGCUUGUGCUGCUGCACCCCACCUUUCCCCUUCCCAUCCUAUUGUACCCCACCCUAGUCUGAAGUUAGGACCUGGUGUUCGUUUUGAUGCACUGGAGAAGAGUGCAAGUCUCAAUAAGCUGCGCCGCAUCCAUUCCAAGAUGCUCAUGGAUAUACAGAAGGUGCAGAGCCAUUACAGUGGUGGAGCAGCGAAGGUCAACGCUCAGAUGAUCAGGGAGAUGCUGCAGGCCCAGUGUCUUGGCUCAACCCCAUAUGGCAAACGGUAGGAGAAAAGGUCUCGAGCAGUUGAAGUUCAUAGCUCCAAAGCAACGAGAAGCAAAGUAGGGCGGGCACUCAGUUUGAAGGCACCCGGGACAGAUCAAACUCCACGCCCCACCCAAUUGCGGCUUCCUGGCCUCACCCACCGUACCCCACUUCUGCCACCACGCCCCAGUUCUUGCCGAACCUGGUGGGAGCCAAGGUGCUCCUCUGAGUGUUGCUCCCCCAGGGGAAAGCCAAGCAGCAGCCAGAACACAGGAACACCCUGGCUCUUGCCAGGACACUCACCCAAAUAUUGCCGCUUCCUUGGCUUCUCCACCUGGAGGCGGGGAAGACGAGCAGCAAGGCUGCACACUGGAAUGCCUCCUCCUCGGUGGCAGGAGUGGUGGAGAAGGCCAUUUUAUUAUCCCAGAAUGAGUCUGGAGGAAUAAAAGAUGUUGGUGGCUCAGGCCACUUUGCUCAGUGCUUCUUUGAUGAGUAUGGAGUUGGGUAAGCUACAUUUAAAAAAUCAAAAGGGGAGGGCAGCAGUGUCAGCUCCAGUGGGCUUUCUGGGGGUUCUGGGCCCAGACAUUUACCCCAUCAUUUCAGGUGCUGAUGCUGGGCUUGAAUAAUGCUUCAUUACGCAGCCAUCCUAGGGAUUUCAAGGCAUGGACACAACAGAACACCACCUGUUCAGAAAUCCCUGAAAGUCAGAUUUAUAAAACAGUCAUUAAUACUUAGCUAAAUCUCUGGGUCGAGCUCCUAGUUAAUUCUUUUUAUCCAGGUGGAUAUUCCAAAUAGGGUGUAAACAAUAUCAGCUUUGCAAGAAAUCAGCCACAAGAAGAGCAGGAGCAGCUAACUAUAUGCUGAGCCUUCUCACUUACCAAUGUGGAACUUCUUUACUUUGUUGCACACAUGGGUGAAAAUUCCUAUACACAGAAUCCACUUUUUGGAACAAGUUUCUGUGUGGUAAGAAGCCACAAACUCCUCACGUGCUCUUAGUCUUAUCUCACUGGAUACCUGGCAUGCAGGAUUUAUGCAGAUUCUUAUGCAGAACCAACUUCAGUGAAGGAAUUUCGUCAUGCCUGAAGCAACCCCUUAAGGUGCUUCUCCUUAGCGUACAUAUAGCUCUGUGAAUGGAAAGAAUGCACAUAUUUAGUGGUCAGACUUGCUGCUGUUGCUGCACGGUAAUAAAAUCUGGAAUUCCAAAGCAAACUAUGAGCUUGAGAUGUCUGUUGAACAAGUCAGACCUGACUGUUACAGCUUCACAAUAUAUUUACUGAUGUCUGCAGGCCAACUCCUUUACCUGCAGAACCAAAGAAGUAACAUGCAAACAAACAUUAACCUUGUACUGCAGGUCAGGUAUGCCACCCCAGUUCCCAACAGCAAAGUUCCACCAAGACUUCAGAAACCCCUCCCGUCAAAACUGGCCAUGUAGCUUGCAUUUUUAUUUCUGCUUCAUUGUUAGCUUGCUAGUUGCUGCUCCCCCUAUUGCUUCCAUGCCUGAAAUUCUACUUUCUGUCUAGGAAGCUCCCUCCUUGUCUACAUGCUGACUUGUGACAAGAUCUACUCUUUCAUUCUGGUGUGUGUGUGUGUGUGUGUGUUGCUGCUUGAUGAAGUGCAGGCCAGGGAGACAAAGCCAGGAGCAGGUUGUUGUUGUGCACUGUGUAUGCACCUAAUAUUUCAGAUUUCCCUUCCACCAUGACCUCUCUGGAGCGGCUUAGUGUUUUCUGCUUUAUUUGGGAAAUGGAUCAGUUUUGACAUUCUGAAAAUGUUCAGUGUAAUUGUGAGUGGUGUUUUGUGGGACAAUUAAGGACAGCGGUGCUAAAUUGUGACAAAGAAAUGUAACCGCCCUCCCCAAAAGUGCUUUCUGAAGUUAGCAUUUCAAAAUAUCCUUGGGCAGGACUUGACCCUAGACAACUUGGGAGUGGCAUUUGGCUUGCUCUCUCAUAUUUAUCUUAUUUAUUUGUCUGUUCCCACCUUUCUCCUUCCAAAAGGAGACUCAAGGUAGCUGCUAAAGUGUACCAUGAAAAAUCAAGCACAGCAUUACUGUGCCAUAUUACACAUAUACACUCAACGCAAGCCCCACCGAGUUCAAUGGGGCUUACUGUGAAGUAAGCAAGUGUAGGAUUGCAACCUAAUAUUUUUUUAACAUUCGGCACCGAAACCAAAUUACUAUUGCACCUGGAAAGAAGAUCUUUCCUGUUCCUUUUAACCUCUCUGCAGCCACAACAGAAGGUGGUGCCACAGACCUUCCACCUUGCUCAUUUCCCGUUCCCCUCCUGACCACCUUCUCCCCAGCUAUAACGUCCAAAAGGGAAGUCCUGCCUGGUCUAGCUCAAGGGUAGUCUCCAGAAGAAGCUGGACUCCAACUUCCUUCAGCCCCAGCCAACAUGGCCUUUAAUGGAGCUGCAGGCCAGCAGCAUCCUGUUGGUUAUCAUGGUCUAGCUAGUAAGCCAUGGAUGUGGCUGAUGGGUGGGAUCCCCAGUUGGGUAAGAGGACAGGGUGGGUGGGUGCUGUACUUUUAUGAGCUGCUUAGAAGAUGGGAUUUUCACAUGCAAAGCUUACCUGCUGAGAUUCUCGUCUUCUGCACAGUUUAAAGAUGUGGUAGCCCACCCUGGUCCCCCUUUUCACCUGGCCACUGUAGUGAAGUGAGAAAAUAAAGAAUAAGGCAGCAGGAGUUGUGGCUGUGUGUUGGGACAGCUGGUCUGUUAAAGAAUUGCUGCAGCAUGGAGAAGGAAAGCCAGCACUAGCAGUUGGACGAGUAUACAGAUUUUGUCACAAUCCCCCAGGUACCCAUGUAUGGUUUGGGGUGUUGUCCUCCAGAAACCAGGUUAGUGUAGUCAGUUCAGCUUCAGACUCAGUGGUAGUGGGGAGCAAGGAGAGAGAGCACCUGUGCCUUUGACAGUUGUGUAAAAGAUGGUGCAGUAUGUGUUACAAGCUAUACGUGCUGAAACUCCACGUCCUACAAACCAUUCAAGGUUCAAGAGCCUGCUCUUUUGCAUUUGGGCCCCUUACACACUGGGUUCUCCCACUUUGACCUGUUGACCCUUGAUUCCCAACAGCGACAGGCUUGCUGAUAUGUCAGACUUCAGCUACAUAAGCGUUCCUCGCCACUGCGGAGGCAGCCACACCCUCACUUACCCAUACCGGCGUUACGGACGGCUGCAGCAGUUUGCACAGUCUAUGGCACCAGUCCAACCGGACGAAAACGCCAUGUUGGCGGUGAUGAAGGUAAUAAGAACUGGGGGUGGGGAGGGAGACGGAAGGUGGGGCGUGGAAGUCAGGCUGGACUCAUACCUGACCUGUAGGUUUUGGAGCCUACAAGGGAUGCACAGGCCUGCACUUGCUUUGCAUGAUCCACUUCACAUAAGAGGGAGAAAUACAGUCUGGAUUGCACUGAGUAUUUGCUCAUCCUCUGUCCAUUUGGUUUCUUCACAUGUAACUUUGAACCUCAUCAGAUUUAUUUGAUUUAAAAAACAACAACAACAACACUGCACCUUGCAUUGAAUGAUCCUUAGCACCUAGUAAUAACACAGAAAAUUUCCCCUCAAUCAGUUUUGGCAAUACUAUGCCCAAUUUUAUAAACCUCAGGCAUGUUUUUCCUGCCCUCCCAAAAAGCUCCAGUGCUUUCUUUUGUCACAAGGGAAGUGCUGCAGCCCCUUAGAUUCCUGCACCUUUUCCACCUCUACAAUCUCCUUUUGGAGAUGUGGCAGCCAUACUUCUACAUAACAUCUCAACUAGUUUGAUAUGAAGGCCCUGUGAUAUCUACAGUCUCUUCCCUAUUAAUCCCUAGUAAGGAAUUUGUCUCCUUCGCAGCUGCCACAAUCUGGGUUGACACUGAGCUUUUUCUUCCAAGAUCCGGAGACCUCUUCCAUGUCACCGCCAGUUCAGGCUGAUCAAACUAUAUCUGAAGUUGGGAUAAUUUUUGCUUUUGCCCCAAGGUGCAUCUUUACGUACACUGAGCUUCCACCUCCCAUUUUGUUGCCUACCUACCCCAUUUGGAAAGAUCCUUUUGCCUCAGCCCAUAAGGAGGUUGACCCUCUGCCACCUGCACACACAGUACCUGCGUGCAUCUGUGCCUGUGGAGAGCCUUUUCCCACACUGAAUGUGUGAAUAGAGGGUGAGGGAGCAUUUCCUUCCUGCUUGCUCUCAGCAGAGACAUGACUGUGAUUGUCAAUGGAAAGGGCCCCAGAACCCCAUUCCCUUGUCCUUUUUAAUAUGGGGGAGAGGGCUUAUAUGAGCUUCCCUACUGAACUUAAUAGUCAGGCAGGUUCAUAUAGGAAAUUGAAGAGAAACAAAUUUUACUGCUCUUGGUCUUAAGAGAAACCACAUACUUUCUUUUUCCUGUCCAUGGCCGAACCCUUCUUUCAGUAUUAGAGACUUUCCUUCCCUUCAUAAACUUGCGCUCAGUCACAUAGGCUGUUUGCUAGUAUUUUCUGCUAAUUUAUUUUAGUAGAAACUGAAACGGGCCUAUUUUAGGUUCCCAUUUCAAGGCUCUUCUACUCUUGCAUGUGGGCGGGGGACACACAUUUAAGCUGGUUUUCAGAAACGCAAAUGUUAUAAAACCCAAGCCCACAAUUCUGAGUGCUGUGUAAAGGCUGAGUAUUGGAACCGCAACAAUAAAUGGAAGGCAACACAAUUAUUGGUCUGGACACACUUGUUGACCUUGAGGAAGUUGCUGUAUAGGCUUAUUUCAGACCCUGCAAAAAGGGAAUAAUGUAUUAUCUAAAUGAGAAUGAGAACAAGAUCACCGUGUGUAGAAAAUGCUCCUUUCUAGCUGACAUUACAAUUUUCUCUUAAUGGCAGGACUAAUGGCUUGGUAUUGUUCCUGUGAUACACGUUUCACCUGCACCAGCUUAUCUCUCUCUGAAUUAUGUAACAUAAAGAUAACUGAAAAACAAAUUUCCUUUUGACCACUCUCUCCUGAUUUCUUUUUUUAUUAUCUUUUGUUAGCAAAAAGUUAAUUUAGAUUGCAAAAUGUUUUGUUCAUCCUUGCUAGUUCUAGGCCAGUAUCCCAACUCUCAUAGUGCUUGUUGCUAGAAGCCAUGCAAGAAAUACAAUGACUAAAAGGUUUGGAGGCUUCUUGUGCAUCAGGAUAUGUGUCCUGAUUAUGGGGGCUCAAAAAGCCAUGCAUUUGUUUAGUUCCUUUUUUUAUCUCAAAUGUUCUUCUCCCCCAGAUACCCAAUCAGAUGCCCACCAUCCAAAGUGCAGCCUCUAUCUUGGUUUCCACAGCCUUGGCCUCCUUUCCUUCCACAUUUCCCUGGCGUAAGACAUGCACCCCACCUCUCUCCCAUGAAUGGCACUCAAAAUAGUUAACCACAAGAAAUUAAAACAACUGGAAAGUAAAAAUAUUGAACAGCAGAAUUCUCCCUUCUCCAGCUUUCAAUUACCCACCCCCCUUAAAAAAAUUGCUCAAGCUCCUCCUACUGGUUGGAAAUUUACCGUAUUUUUCGCACUAUAGGACACACUUUUUCCCCUCCAAAAAUGAAGGGGAAAUGUGUGUGCGUCCUAUGGGGCGAAUGCAGGCUUUCACUGAAGCCUGGAGAGCGAGAGGGGGCGGUGCGCACUUCAGGAGAGCCCCAGCGCCAGCCCCACAAGGUCGGGGGACAGAGGGAGGCGGAACGCCGCCAUCCCGCUGUCUCCCGAAGUGGUUUGAGACCCCGCCGCCAGCCCCGCAAGCUCCGGGGACAGCUGGGAGACGCAGCGCGUCUUCCUGCUGUCCCCGGACCUGAUCUGAAGGCGGGCGGCGGGGAGAAGAGCGCUUCUCCCCGCUGCCUGCCCCGCAAGCUCCGGGGACAGCUGGGAGGCGCAGCGCGUCUCCCCGCUGUCCCCGGACCUGAUCUCAAGGCGGGCAGCAGGGAGAAGAGCGCUUCUCCCUGCUGCCUGCCCCGCAAGCUCCGGGGACAGCUGGGAGGCGCAGCGCGUCUUCCCGCUGUCCCCGGACCUGAUCUGAAGGCGGGCGGCGGGGAGAAGAGCGCUUCUCCCGCUGCCUGCCCCGCAAGCUCCGGGUACCGCGGGGUGGCGCAUCGCGUCUCCCGCUGUCCCCGGACCUGAUCUCAAGGCGGGCGGCAGGGAGAAGAGCGCUUCUCCCCGCUGCCUGGCCCGCAAGCUCCGGGGACAGCUGGGAGGCACAGCGCGUCUCCCGCUGUCCCCGGACCUGAUCUCAAGGCGGGCGGCAGGGAGAAGAGCGCUUCUCCCCGCUGCCUGCCCCGCAAGCUCCGGGGACAGCUGGGAGGCGCAGCGCGUCUUCCCGCUGUCCCCGGACCUGAUCUCAAGGCGGGCGGCGGGGAGAAGAGCGCUUCUCCCGCUGCCUGCCCCCAAGCUCCGGGGGCAGCUGGGAGGCGCAGCGCGUCUACCCGCUGUCCCCGGACCUGAUCUCAAGGCGGGUGGCAGGGAGAAGAGCGCUUCUCCCCGCUGCCUGCCCCGCAAGCUCCGGGGACAGCUGGGAGGCGCAGCGCGUCUUCCCGCUGUCCCCGGACUUGGUCUGAAGGCGUGCGGCAGGGAGAAGAGCGCUUCUCCCGCUGCCUGCCCCCAAGCUCCGGGGACAGCUGGGAGGCGCAGCGCGUCUUCCUGCUGUCCCCGGACCUGAUCUGAAGGCGGGCGGCGGGGAGAAGAGCGCUUCUCCCCGCUGCCUGCCCCUAAGCUCCGGGGACAGCUGGGAGACGCAGCGCGUCUUCCCGCUGUCCCCGGACCUGAUCUGAAGGCGGACUGCGGGGAGAAGAGCGCUUCUCCCCGCUGCCGGCCCCACAAGCGCCUGGGGGGGAAAUAAUUUUUUUUUCUUUAUUUUCCCCCAAAAAAACUUGAUGCGUCCUAUGGGCCGGUGCGUCCUAUGGUGCGAAAAAUACGGUAAAUGCCACACAUAAACAAUACAGUAUUCAAGUAGUCAUCCUGCCUGUAAUCCAAACCUGCAUGAUGGACCUGCUUUUAAUUUAAGACAUAUACUUGUUUAUCUUUUAUUACCUCUGCUUAGAAAAAUGUAAACAUAUAACUCUCUUGGUCUGACCUUACCAUAGUACAGAGCCCAGUACAGUUGUGGGUUACAGACCAUUAGUUCCUGUUCUUCUCCCUUUUCUGGGGGCAAAGUAUAGAUUUCCUCACCAGUGGCUGCAACUGGGCUCUUUCAUUAGCUUUUCUAAUUCUUGAGGUUUUUAAGACAAUAUUAUAUUGUUGCAUUUUUAAGUUGACAACCAUGGCGUGUUGGAUUUACAUGAAAGCUGCCAGUCUAGAAGAUGAGAGCUUAUCUUCCACUCGGGCUGAAAUCUUACAAAUAUAUGCACUGGGAGACUACUUCAGAUGUCAGAGUUUUAAACCAGUAGAUGGAAACCAAUGUGAUCAAGGGUUUGGACAAAUUCAUCUUAAAAUCCAAGUUGCCUGUUACAUCAUCGACAGUCUGUAUCUGUUUACUGCAGAGCAGGGAUUCCAGCGUUUCCCACUCUUUCUCAGUCAAUGGAACCACCAACAGGUUGCAACCUAGAGAUGAAGUUUCUACCUUUGUAAACUCCAGGGUAGAGUAGGGCAGCCUUCAGCAAUGUAUGCCCUCCAGAUAUUUUUGGACUCCCAUCUCCCAUCAGCUGCAGUCAGAAUGGCCGGUGGUUAGGGCUGAUGGGAGUUGUAGUCCGACAAAAUCUGGAGGUUGGAGGUAACAUGCAAACAGGUGUGAGUGGACAACAGGACUAAGGAAGAGAUGGGCAGGGAAGCUGUCACUGGAUCAGGGAAUUUAAAAGGCAAAGCAGGGAUCACUAGGUUCCAGCCUGGCCACCCUACUGUCAAAGUGAGAAAGCUUUUCAAGCUCCACUGUAAGUGUUGAGACUGAUGGAGUGAAACUGCAGGACUGGCUUGUAAUGGAUUUUUAAUGUUUGCCCUUGGGGCUAAAUUGAAAUCUGCCCUGUACUUGCAUUGAUUCCUAGCAUGAAGAGGUAGAUAUACUGGGUCUUGAUGGUCAUAUCUACAAAGGACGGAUGGACGCACAACUCCCAUCAAUAACUGGAAAGGACGGUAAGUGUUAUAUUCCAUGUGCAGACGCUUUGGGUAGAUUUUGUUAACCCUUUCAUGAACACUGUUCAGGUUAUUAAGUGUUAAUAUGCAGAGCUGUCUUUACCUUGCAUGGAACAAUGUGAAACAUUUGCCUUGAGCUGCAGAAUGCAAAGCCAGCACCGUUUUCCUGCUGCCGGUUUCCUGCUGCCGAUCCUCACCCCUGGUUUACUGAAUAAGCACAUCUGUAAGAGACCUGAUGCAUGUAAAAGGAUGACUCUUGUUUGGCUUCUUUAAAUCACUACAUCACUAUUUGUAUGUGUGUAGCAGAAAUACUGAAGUGUCCUUCCACCCUCUGUGCUUCUCCCACCAGGUGUUUUAAGACCGAGAAACAAGCUCAUUCGGUCGUCCUCACAAAGGCAUCAUCCCACGCUCAGUGACAUUGCCAAUCUUCCAGCUCGUCCCCACACUGCCAAAGUGUCUUUGCGCAGCAUGUCAGGUAAGUUCCGAGCCAGGUCAGGAUCUAGAAAAGAUGAGAUGAGACCCACUCAGAUAAGAUAGUGAGGUUUCCUUAAUUUAUAUACUCAUUCUGGGAUUAAUAUAGAAUAGGACAGUCCACGCAAGUGGAGCGUCUGUGAGAAACUCUGCUUUUAUAUUGGUUUUAUACUGUACCUAGGGCCCCUGCAGACAUCCUUUUUAUGCAUUCAUGAUUAUUUGUGCUAAUGAUGACAUUGGCACAGUUAUAUGUGAUUUCCGUUAUCAUUGGCAUCUACAUUGGACAUACAGGUUUGUUUCCAAACGUUACAUGUCCUAUAAUCUCCUGCUGAAAUCUGGCAACUUUUCAUGCCCAGAAUAUUUGGGGUGGUGAUGGAUGGUCAAGUUUAAAUACACUACUAAUCCAUUGUUAAUUGCACCUGCAAAAAAACAAAACCCACUAGUCUGCUCGGCCUUAAAACUGUUGUGGCUUUUCCCAAAUAAUCCUGGGAAUUGUAGUAUAUAGAGGGAAUCUUGUUAAGAGAGCUGUAGUUUGUGCACACUCUUUGCAGAACUAUGUUUCCCAUAAUCCCUUGAGCAGGGGAGAUUUCAGUUAAGCCAGUUUUAAGGCUUUAGAGUGGGUAUUUCCUCUGUACGUUCUAUAGGCCAGUUCCAUUGUACAUCUUUGCAGAUUUUGUGCUCAGGGAAGUAGCUUCAAGUCAGAAUCAUGCAGGUUCUUUAAAUUAAAAAAAAGGGGGGGGCCAGCAAAGGCUUCUAGUGAGAGGUCUGUCACUGGUUCACUGAUUCUAGGUCUGAUUGCAAUCUCCACGCCUGCCAGUCCAUCUGUCCAUUAUAGAGAGCUCCCUUCUGGUAGCACCGUGGUGCUGAACGCUCACAUCUGAGAUGUAAUGGCAAACACAGUCAGUUAGAACAAUUGGACUGUGUGCCAGACUGAUUGAAGAGCACUGCAGGAAAUCAUGGGGCUGCUUAGCAUAGACCAAGAGCACUGUUUACUUAGCAGCGCACCUAACUUGUGGAAAUGUACAGAACCCGUCGGUGAACUUUGCCUGCCCUGUGCGACGAAGGUGGGGGAAGAGGGGAAGGAGGAAGGCUGAGGGUGAAAGGGAAAGGAAAGAACCAGUGGCUGCUGGAGAAAUUUUAACCACCUGGAUAAAAUUAUCUCUCUGCUCAAAGCCGGCAGUCAUUUUGCAUAUAGGAAUGACAAGAAGGGCUUGCUGCUCAACCCCAUUACACCUCGGCUUGAGGGCUGCUUUACAUGUUACAAAAUUGACAGUACACUAAGUGUACCCGUGAAGUAUUCUGUAACACAUGAAAGGCAAAUAUACUUUUUUAAACUGAAUGUGGGAAAACAAGUAUACAUUGUGAGAAGACUGGACCAACAAAGGCUCUCCACAGCUUUAAAGGUGUAGGGAUGUGGGUGUCAGGGGGAGGGGGGUGAUGUGUUUCCUUGGGUGGAGUACAUAUGAUGCAGCAGGUAUAUUUUGUUCUGUGCAUAGCAAUAGAAAAAUUGCUAACAGGAUCUGGAAGAUCAUUCCUCUCCUCUUUACCAGGAGAUACACAAUUGCAAAUUCCAUAUUUCAUUUUCCAUAGUGACUUCUAGCACUGAAAACUAAUCCUGGGGUUAAAUGCUUCAGUCAAAUUAACCCUGCCUCCAUUCCAACUACUGACUGUUUGAGAUGCUGCUAUCUUUUUAAAACCUAGAUCAAUCGUCACAACCCCAUGAGUCUAAAAUGUUUGUCACGGUAAAUGGGCCAGUGCACAUAACAUGCCAAUUUUGUGCUUCACUUUCACUUGCAAAAUAAUUUCAAAAAAAUAAAAUUGGAAGCCUUCAAACUCCAUGCAAGGAGGCAUGGGUCUUGAGCCUUCUGUUGGUGAAAAUUCAUGCCUCUAGCAGUCAAAGUCUGGCUAGGUGAAGCAUCAGGCUUUCUGCAUGGGAACUACAUCUUCACUUUUCUAUCAGAACCAAAGCCAUGUAAAAAAACUAAUAAAUUCGCCUUCAAGGUCAUAGUGCUGGGCAGACCUCUUAUCCUCUGCCCUGUUGCUGUCGUGCAAGACAGCAAGUGAGAGAGUGCUGCUGCACACAGCUCCUACUUUUGGGCUUUCCACAGGUAUCUGGUUGGUUACUGUGAGAACAGGAUGCUGGAUGAAAUAGGCUGCUGGCCUGAUCCAGCAGCCUCUUCUUCCAUUCUUAACAAGGUGAUCUGAAGCUCUCAAGGCUACUUCCCACAUUAUAAAAUAAGCUGGCACAACCAUAUAUGUAAGGAAUUGUGAACCUAGUGCCUGCUAGAUGUUGUUGGAAUACAAACCUCAUUAUCCCCAACCAUGUUAGCUGGGGCAGAUGGUAGCUGUAGUCUGGGCAUAGGCAAACUCAGCCCUCCAGCUGUUUUGAGACUACAAUUCCCAUCAUCCCUGACCACUGGUCCUUUUAGCUAGGGAUGGUAGGAGUUGUAGUCCCGAAACAUCUGGAGGGCCAAGUUUGCCUAUGCCUGCUGUAGUCCGAUGGAUAAAAUAUUGGUUAAUCAGUUUCUCAUACUCAUAAUAAUUAGAUCUGGGCUCGUAGUCCAUCCCAGUUCUACGAUUCUAUGAUUCUGUCUAUGGCUGUUGUUCUGUGUUGCAGCUAAGUCUGCAGGGGACAAAUCCACAACCCAUUUGCGGAUCACGGAAGAGCCUGGAAUGCAGGACAGAGAAACCAUUGAGCUACGAAUGACGAUUCCCUCAAGACACUCAGAUGAGCAGUCAGCAUAAGCAGAGACCCACCAGCUUUGUGCCCCAAUGAAAGCAUGGUUCUUACAGAUGAAAGCAAGACAAUAAAGAGUGAACAAAAUAUGAAGAUCAUGCAGACAUACUGCUGCUGCAGGAACACAGCCUUCUUGCUGUGCUUUGGCUACAGCAGGUGCAGUCUCUGUGGUUCUUCCAUACAGUGAUGUUCACAAGGGAAGGGCUGGGCUGGGCUGGUAUGGGCUUGGGACCAAAUGUGUUUGGGGGGGGUAGCAACAUUUCCUUCUGUAGAAACCAGUUUUACUGGGUCAGCGGCCAUUCAUUUUAUUUGUCCAAGGAAAUUGGUUCUUCAGUACAAAUUCUUCUGUUCAAAACAGUUAAAGAGACAGCUGAUUUCAAGUCUCAACAUCUUCAACUUCCUCCUUUUCCUCUUGUUGUUUCUUAUUCCAGAGCCAGGCACACAUUGGCCACUGAAAUAAAAAAAGUUGCUGUGACAUAAAGGGCCAAUCCGGUUUGGGGUCCAGCUAAUAGCUGCCCCUGUUGACUUUAGGGAAGGUGGGUGGAAAGAUACAAGACUGCAGUGGCUGAGUGGAGCACUGCAUGUUGGGCUAUGUAUUCUUUAGUUGUGCAGUUUUAUCUUAGGAAGUUAAUACAGUUGCUUUUGGGUUCAGCACGUAUAACUCAUGACAAAAUUUAUCACUCCUACGUUCAUUAAUAAAUAUGAAAUUCAUAGCUUUCACCAGAGUCAGUAAUUCAGAUCUGUUUCCAGAGUGGAACUAUUUACUGUUCAAAAUUUAGAUGGCCAAUUUUGUUUGUUUUAAUGCAAUGCACACCAGUAAGGAUACAUGUGAGCAAAAAACUAGUUCUCACUAGAGAUUGAACAUCUCAGCAGGUUCCUGCUUAAAAUGUCUACCUCUUAAACCGACCAGGCCAUGCUAAUUGGAAUGUAUGUAGUAUGAAAAGAUGAUAUGUGUUCAGUUAUUUAGCAACCAAUGUAACAUUUAAAUGGGUUUAUGUUGUUGGCUGGCAUGCCAUGGUCAUCUUAGUCCUGUGAUAUGACUAGGCAAGUAAAAUAGAAACUUCAUACAACCCAAAAAUAGCAGAGGAACUGUGGGGAAAAACAUGUGGGUUUCACAAGGUGAACAUUUAUUUUCUUCGUCCCAAGUAUGGGUUUGAACUGAUCAGUGAGUUGAGCAAGCCGCUAACUAAAUUCCACUUCUGUGUGGCCAAAACUUUCACCCCCUUGCAAAUCUUAAAUCAUCACUUUGGAAUUCCAAAAGCUUUCCAAACCAAAUAAGCUUUGGGUGGAAAACAUAACAUUUGGUUCCCCAGUAUGGCUGCGGAUCUUUCAGUGCCUAGUUACAUCAUGCAGAAUGCAAGCAGACUGGGAAAAUAUCACAGGCUGUCUCAUAAGACAACAGAAGGG